Xyrichtys novacula (pearly razorfish) is the source of this 47362-nucleotide messenger RNA. The record is from the annotation of a GenBank genome assembly. NCBI's taxonomy places the organism in Eukaryota, Metazoa, Chordata, Actinopteri, Labriformes, Labridae.
GAUCCUGGUAGCAGUGUGGCAGGACUGCUAGCUGUGUGUGCAGAGGUGGAAAGCUGUUUGCUGAUUUGUCCUGACUGUUUUGCGACUUGUAGACUUUAAACUGCUGAAAAUGAAGUCUGCGCUCGUCUCUCUUCCUCUGUGUGAGCCAGAGAAGUCAGCCUGUGGACUCUAGCGGAAAAAGCUUUUCUGGUCCGAGUUUGAUCAGUCGGUCUUCCUGUCAGCAUGAAGAGCAGUAACCAACAGUCUAUAUACAAUAUAUAGUAUACUCUAGAUAUCUACAAUGUAUGUAUUUUUAUAACUUCAUCAAAAAACUUUGAAAAUCGGUAGAUUAAUCGGUAAUCAGACCAGACUGAGAUUACAGUCUCAAACUCUACAGAUAUUCCAGAUUUGACCUUUUCCUUUCCAUCGUAUCAUCCUGUUGGACUUCUUUGAGCGUUCUCAGUUAAACUAACAUCUAAACAAACUUCACAUUUUUUUAAUGGAUUGUCUUGCAGGGCUGGUUAGGUGAGAAAUUAUCCUGAGACAGUUAACCUGAUGGAUGUUAAGAGGAGAUAAUUUGGGUGAUAACUGUCAGUCCUGUUUUCUGAAUCAGUGGUUUGGAUAAUUGAGUUAAACUAGAGAGUUAUGACGACCGAAGCUGAGAGGAAAAUGCUGAAAAUCAAAUUUAGGGUGAAUUUUUAGACGAGGUUAGAGCCGUAAAUCUUUCAUGAUGACUCUGCACUGAGUAUUUUAGAGUUAAUAUCAUUAAUGUUUGAUAUAUUUAGUCAGGGUGGUAAAGAAAUAAAACAUCGUUAUGCACGCUGAAGGAACAUGUUAGGAUGUUGAUUUUAGCAUGUAUGGUUGUUUCCACGCUUGUUGUAGCGACAGUUUAUCGUAUCCGACCCAAUAUUAUGAAGGACAGAGUUGAGGCUGAACUUCCACUUUCUCUCAGCACGUUUUUAUCGAUAAUAAAAUAAUGUAAACAUGAAUGUAAAAGCUGAGGGAGCUGUCAGGUUCUCUCCUUUCAGCACAGCUAAAAAUAUCAGGGUUUGUUUUCCCUCGUCUGAAGAGUCUAUUCGCAGCGCUCCAGUCUUUCCUGAGUGUGAAAACAAACUUUCAACAGAGCUGAGGAGAGAAUCCAUCUCACUGAAGUUUCACCCUCUUCUCUCUUUUUCUUCCCUGUUUUCAUGUCAGAGCUGCGGCGUGUUUCCUGUCAGAGACUCACACCAGAAGUCGUCUCCUCCUUCAAAUAUUCCUGCUGAAAUGAUGAGGAACAAGCAAAUGUCAACACGUCUAAUGAGAGACUGCAGCAGCGAAACCAGAGGGAGGAAUCUUCAGAGGUAAAGUAGAUGGAGAAGAAUAAACUCUGAAUGGAGGAGGUUAGGAGUUGUAUCUCUAUUAGAGUGAUUCAACUGUUCAUCUGCACGUGUGCGGAGGAGUAUUAGAGGAAAUGAGAGGAGGGAGGAACCACAUUUAGGAAUAAAAGUCAUAAAAACUUGCACAUCAACAGUUUAUUUGUCAGACUUCUCUUCAGACGUCUCUCAGUCCAGUUUGCUGGUGUCGUUUUGAAGUCCAGUACUGAGGUUCCAACUCUCCAAACAUCUCCACAAAUCUACAGUCCCUCCUGAGGUCCACGUGGCCGACCUGACCCUUUUCACACACUUACAAAAGACGAAGUCACUGAGAGUUUUUUUUUUUUCUCCUCUUAUUUAAUUUACUCAAACACUUUGACCUUCUGACUUUGAGUUUCAACUUUUUUAGUUCAGUCUUUUUUAAUUUAAUUUGGACUUUUUUUCCUCCUAAUUAAAUUUCUGCUUUUUCUCUCAACAUUAAAUUUAGCGUUUUUUUCUCAAGAGUCAAUAAAGAUGUUUUAUAGAGAUUUUUUUUUGAUACUGAAUUCUGAAUUAUUUUCUCAGAAGUAAAUUUCAACAUUUGAAACUUUGAAUUUUGACAUUUUUUCUGAUUAAAAUAUUGUCUCAUUUUUCUCAAAAUUGAAUUUCCGUUUUUUGUCUUAAUUUAAACAUUUACUCUCAGUAUUAGAAUUAUGAUUUUAAUAUUCACUUCUUCUGUUUUUUAAAUGUUGACCUUUUCAACUUUGACAUUUGCCUUUUUUUUAAAUUAAAAGUGAAUUUUUCUUUUUUAAACUUUGAAUUGAUUUUUUUCUCUCUGGUUUCUACUUUGAACUUCUUUAAAAUCCUUUUCUUUAAACUUUAUUUCUUAAUAGGAAUUUUUUUUAGUUUUCUGAAUAUGACUUAAAAACUUAGAAACGGAUUUGUCUCUGAAGACUGAAAUUCAACUUUUUCUCACUGUUGAAUUUGAACAUUAUUUUACUCUAAAAGUUGAAUCCCAGCUUUUUUUUUUUCCUCAAGGACCAUCAUUAAAACAAAGAUUACUCCUCAGUGAGUGUUUUUUUUUAACCUUUGACCCUUAUGCUCCUCCGUACCACGACUCAAAGUUCUGACCCGUGAUAAAUGAAGUCACAGCAGGUUCUCUCCAUGAAGGUCGAGAUCACUCAUUAAUGAACAUUUCUCCAUCUUCAAACCUCGUUAAACCAAAUGAAUCAGCUUAAUAUGACACUUCUGUGUUUUUUUUUCAGUUUUGAAUUUAUCUCAAUUUUUUAUUCAGUAUUUAAAUAUUUUAAAUAAUCUGAAUAAUCUGAAUAAUCUGGUUUUAUUGGCUCCAGAUAAAUCUGCCGUAUCAUUUCUAACCCUCUAAACUCUAGAAGAGACGGCAAAUAGAUCAUCACCUCAUGCACAGACUUACUCGUGCACACACACGCACUACACACAAAAUACACAAAGCACACAAAAACACACAAAACACACAACCUCCUCCUCCUCUUCCUCAGCGUCUUCAGCUGUUCAAUCUUCUCCUUCAGAUGUUGUUGGAGGAGGAGAAUCCUCGUCUCCCCUCCAUUGAUCCUCUGUCCCUCCCCCUCUCUGCUUGCCCCCCCCCCUCUCCCUCUCUCUCUCUCUCUCUCUCUCUCUCUCUCUCUCUCUGGUGUUUUCUGCCGGUUCAGGAGGAACUCUGCUCAGUUUCUCGUCUCGGAGAGUCCCGGCUGCUGAGGAUGGACGCUCGGAUUUUCACCCUGCACGUCCUGACGCUCUGCUGCCUCAUACAGGGUAAGCUUUACACACACACACACACACACACACACACAUACACACCUCAGUCUGUAUUCUGGACACAUUAAAAUCUCCUCAAAUGUGAAAGCUUAAUCUUUACAAAGGAGGAGAAAAAUAACCGAAAAACGACGACAAGUCGCCUCAAAUGAAGGACAAAAUCUAAAAGCCAGAAUCCAGAGGGUCAGAGUUGCUCCCUGAAAUGUUGUUUUCCAAGGAUUCAGAGGUCAAACUGCUGAUUUAAGAACUCUGAAGGUCUGAUUUAGUGUCUCUGAUAUCUGCAGGCGAAUGGAUGAUCCACAAAUAUUCAACAUUUAUAACCGAGGCUGAGAUCAUGAACGGAUCUGUGAAGUGGAAAAUGAAAAGUAUUUUAGAGUUAUGACUUAUUUGUUGUUGUAAAAAGAAAUCUUCAAGUUUGAGGAUGGAAAUAAAGUCUGUCUCUCACCCUGAAGAGAUUCUAGUUUGUGUAACCACCUGUUCACUCGACAUCAUAUCACCUAUUAUCACUAAUAAAAUAAUGGUACGAAAGUGAAUUUUUCAGCUAAAAAAUAGCUUCUUGAAUUUCACAGUCUGUAAUUCUUCCAUGGCAGCAGAUCAGACAAUGAGGAGCAGAGAUACAUCACUAAUGACAAAAAUGAUCCUCUCUGCUUUUUACACGUUUUUAUUAACGUUUCCAGACGCUUGUUCGGCCUUCAACAACGUCAGUCAGUGGUUUUUGAAGUGAUUCUGACGACAUGGACUCUGAUGAGCCCCAUACCAUCAGGGACGCUGGAUUUAGACUGGGAGCGACUCUUUAAAACUGAGGAUGCAGCAUCUAUGAUUUCUAAUUCUGCGUUGAAAAGGACAACUGGACUUAGUCCAUGUGGUGAUUCCCACUCCAGAGUCCUGUCUGUUUUUAAUGCCAUGAAGAUCAGCUCCAUCCAGUCUCGGUUUUGGUCCUUGUCCCCCUUUAGUACAGAGAUUUCUCCAGAUCCUCUGAAUCUUUGAUGAUAUGAUGGACUGUAGACGAUGAAAUCCACUCAGAUGACGAUGGCGUGGAUUCCUGGUUUUAUUUUGGCGUGUUGCUGAUGUGUGUUUGUGAACUGGAUGUAAGUCGAGGUCAGAGAAAUUAUUGAUCAUCUCUGCCGACAUGAUUCUGUUUAGCGUUGUCUGUGAAAUGUCGUCUAUGUCUCCGAUCUGAGGCUGAAAUGUCGGGUUAGGGUGGACAGGAGCUGGAUGGUCACUGGGAUGAUGGCGUUGGUGCGUUUUGUCUCUCUCUCCAACACGGUUGUAAAUCACGGAUCAUAAAUCCAUUCAGAUGUUUUUGGGGAAGCGGAACCUGCUGAGAAUCCACUCUGUGUUCUCAAUGAACUGAUCAGCACUCUCUUUAAAAACACGGUUCUCCAAGUCCUCCGAUGGUCCAAAAUAAGCCAUGAUACUUGUAUUUGUACUUGUCAGACUUCAUCUGAGGUUGUCCUGUCACAGCUGAUUCAAUCAAUAACUAAUUGAUCAGUUUUGUACAGAGGGAACAGAGAACAUGUGUCAAGUCUGAGAUUGUUGAACGCUAUGACUCCUUUAAUGGUUCUAGUUGUAGUUUCACUGUUCUACCACUAGGGUUUGAGUGUAAGCAUGCUCAGAGUUGGACCUUAAUUUACUCACGUUCAGGUUCAUCAAUUCCAGACUUUGCGUGGGAAUGUUCGUACGCACUCUUGACGCACCGUUGAUAAAUGAGGCUCCUGGUUUUACCCGUUUGGUGGCUCCUCUCUAAGAGUCCAACUUUUAAUCAGCUGACGUCUGCUUUGCUCUGCAGUCUGACGUUAAUGUCUCCUAUAUUCAGAUUUUUACUCUGUAAACUGGCGGUCUCUCCCUCUUCCUUUUCUGCAUCUCUCUCAGAUCUAAAUAAGACGAAGAGUCUUUGAUAUUUCCGUUUAUUAAAGGUAUAAUGACUUAGUCUCUCUGUUAAAUGUGGAGCUGUUGCGAGGCAACCAGCAGAGACUCGGCGGAGGUCCCACCUCCCUCUGAAAGGUCACAAUGUUGUUUUCAGAGUUCAGCUCGUCUGCAGAUUACACACAAAGAGAUGUAAUCACAUGUUUAUCCGGAGCUUCUUUCAGUUUCACGGCUCCACGAAGCUCAGAGACGCUUUUAUUCCAGCCUGAGGUUACAUCUGUGUGCAAACAUCUGCAGUCGGAUCAGCUUCCUGCAGAUCAUCCUCUCUGUGUCAGCUGGAGGGUCAUCUUCAAACACAUCAGAGUUUCUAACCGGUUGAUCGUUUCCUAAAGCGCCUCCGUCUUCUUUAUCACUCAGCAGCUUCAUCCUGGUGAUUUGACCAAACUUUUCACCUUGAGAAAAUGUUCAUUAAACUAAAGCGGGUUAAAGAGUCUGCAGGUUAAUUAUUCAAACUUUUAACCGCCAAGCUUCAUUUUUACAUGAAGGUGUCAUCUCUUUAAUAAAUAAUAUUUGACUGAAUGGAUAAAAACUUUUAAGUGCAAACCAGUGUUCUGUUUUUAACUGUCGAUAUUUAGUGUCAACAAAAAUCUUUGAAUCAUUAUAAAAUUGAACACAAAUGAAGUUUCAGAAGAGAGUUAAAGGGCUCGGUUUUAAUGGUUUUAGCGUCAUGAACAGCCAAUUUGGUAAUUUCGUAGACUGAGGCGAACAGAGAGGCGCAAAGCUGGGUGUGGCGGCGCAGACAGAAUCAGUUGGUGCAUUGACAUUUUCUCGCCCGCCAGCGUCGCAUUUAAACCCACUGUGUUGUGGCAGUGUUGAACCCACUCCACGCCUUCUCCCCUCCCUCUCUCCCGACUUGCACCCCUGGGAGGAGCUGAGGUAGAGAGGGGGUGUACUUGGUGCCAGGCUGCACCACUCACCAAAUUACCAAAGUGUGCUUGGGGACGCCUAGUUGGCGCGGCAGACUGGACUAAUGCUGCGCCUGCACCACACCGCCGGCGAGGCACAAAAAUAGAGCCUAUUGAGUAAAGAAACAGCUGAGAGGACACGACUGAAGUCAUGGCCGACUCCUCCUCCUUUAACUAAACCACAAAGUGAACUCGCUGAUGAAUCGCUGACGGUCCUUCAGGUGGGUCCAGUCCACAUCAGGACAGAUUCUUGUGCGGGUUUGAUACAGACUGUCACAGUUAUCUAAAGUGACACCUCUCUGGAGUCAGUGUUCAUUUAUUUUCUGUAUUGUGUUUCAUUUAUAUGAGAGGAUGUUUGUCAGCUGAGACAGCGCUUUGGUCAGCUGUAGUUUCUGUGAAUGAACACUCAGUUCGUUUACAGUCACAGUUUAAUCGGCCAUCACUUGUCUCAGUUUUGGAGACUACAUGUUCCAGAGUUGGUUUCUCUGUUUCCAUCGUCGUCCUGAAUGUCCCGCCCACAGCCCGACACAGAUCUCCGCAGAGUGAAUUUUGUUAUCGAUGUUACCUGACAGGUAAAAAGUUCUAACAUGCUGUGUGGGUCUCCAGGGUCUCUUCAGGGCACGUAUCAGCGCCGCCUCUACAAGGAGCUGAUGAGGAACUACAACCCCUUAGAGCGACCGGUCAACAACGACUCCCACAGCCUGACGGUCCACUUCAGCUUCAGCCUGCUGCAGAUCAUGGAUGUGGUACGAACUACGGCACACACACACACACACACACACACACACACAAACACACACACACACACACACACACACACACACACACACACACACAAACACACAAACGACAGCUCAGAGUUUGUGUCGCUGAGACAUCCUGAACAAAACCGAACUAGAACCCACUUCCACUAAGAUACCAAACCAGGCUUUGGUCUAGUAAUAUGAGACCCCAGAGUUUUAGAGGAAAGGAUGGGACUUCAGUGAUCUCCAGGAAGAAUUAGGAAGACCAGAACCAGGACUGGAUGUUCCUGAUCUUCAGGGCUUUAAAAAACAGACAGGACUCUGGAGUGGAAAUCACCGCAUGGACUCAGAAUCACUUCAGGAACCAUCGACUGUGAACGCAGACAUGAGGUUCAAACUUCAAACCAUGAGAGAGGAGACCAGAUAGAACCAGGAUCCAGAACCACCAGAGACUUCUCUGGACCCGAGUCUGUUAAAGAUGGACCAAGGGGACAACGGUCCUGAGGUCAAGAUAUGAGAUUUGUUUGGAAAGGACAACUGGAGUUAAUUGAGACAUUAGGCGAAACGUCUCAAUUAAGUCCAGAUGUCCUUUCAACAAAGAGCUAGAACUCAUAGAUGCUGCAUCAUUAGGAAGUCUCAAUUAGGUCCAGUUGUCCUGUCACUGUAGAACUGGAAAUCAUAGAUCCUGCAUCCUCAGUUUUAAACAACAUCUCCAGGUUUAGGAGGAACAUCUACGUCCAUCCAGACAAAGACCUUCAGAUGAUCCCAAACCACAUUCUGACAACAGUGUGGCUCUGAAGGAGAAGAGUCCUGGACUGAUGCGGUCCUGCUGAAGAACAGGUCUGUAUCGGACAUGUCGGCGCCGCACAGAUGAAACAAACACGACUAAACGGACAAACGUUUUUCAUUCACGGCUCGCACACAUCAAACAUCCAUUUUCACAAACGAGCCGUCUGAAUCCUGAAAGGUACUGACAGCAGGAGAGCACUUUCAUCUGUACGGUCUCAGCAUGUGACAACACACAUGCACGCACACACACACACACACACACACACACACACACACACACACACAGACUGCAGCACUUUUCCUCGUCUUUGUUUGGUUUCUGAACACAACGCUGCGCUCUAGUCUCAGCAUGACACCAACUCACUGCAGGAAUGCUCUUCACACACACACACACUCACACACACACACACUCCAGUAAACAGACACACACUGUAACACACAGUUUGACCCAGCUGGCGGUAUUAGAGAUCCAAACUGUAGAAGAAGAAGACAGUAAACAGCUGUUAAUACGGGAUGAACCUGGACUCUCUCAGCCUGGAAUAAAACGAUCUGAUUCUGAGAGGUGACAUUGAACGCAUCGCUGAGUUUGUCAAGAAGCUGUUUGUGUUUGUUUUUGCCUCGUGUUUGUGUUUGUCUGCUGAAGGGCGCGCAGGACACGGCUCUGUUGGUUCAGGUUCUUGUUUUUUUAGGCAGAUAAGAGUGAAUCUCAUGAUCCUGGACUUACACACGAUAACAGACCGAUACAUCUGAGUGAACGGAUCAGUUAAAGAGGUGAUUCAGGAUUCCCUCACUGUCCACAGCUCUACUGAAACUGGUUUUGUGUGGGCUCUUGGAGUUAAUCGAUAAACAGUGAGUCAGCGGAGAGUCCAGCUUCAACAAACUUUUCCUUAACUAAGUUUUAACGCAUCAUUUCCUCAUCUCUCUUGAAUGUUUCCGGCUUAUUUCUUUUGCAUUUCAUAGAUUUUAUUUCCCUCCAUCAUUAUUCGUAAGAUCUCACCCCAUUAAAGGUGGUGUAGUCAGGAUCUGAUGAAGGUCCAGUUUUUUUGGACCUGCAACAUCAACUUGCAGGUCAUUUGACUCAGUCAGGACUAUCCAAACGGACUUCUUUGCCCCCUUACCUUUAUUUGGUGGCUUGAUUGUAAGCAGCGCCCUCUAGAGGAUGUAUUUCUUGACAUCUGUUGGAAAUAAGAUCAAGAGCUGUGUUUAAGUCAGUUGCAUCCAUCCCAGCCUGUUUCGCUGCUGCAGGUUUAAAGAUCAAUCUGAUCUAACGUGUGUGAGUUAUCUGCGAUGAUAGGACAUCUCCGCUCCAUAUUGAUGCUUUAAUAUGAAGGAACUAAUUUGGGUUUAGUGUUAAAUUAAGUCUGCAGGAAACUCCCCUGGGGUGAAGCUUCCCAUAUGCACAUACGCCUGCAGCCAGCAGACUUACUUCUGUUAGUCUGUGUUUAAUAACCUGCAGAGUCUGAGAGUAAAUUCAUCUGAGAUCAGAAAAUAAAACGCUGACAACGAGAGUCUGAGCUGCACAUUUAGAGAGAAAACAGCAGGAGAGAGAAAUCGGUGUCAGGAUCUGAUAUUAAUGAGGGAUGAAUUAUUAGAGCGGGGAAUGAAACGGGUUUUAGAGCUGUGUCUUCUCAAAGUGAUCCAAACAGAAUAUAAACAUCAGCGGAUCAAAUCGAGACACAAGGAACAGAUUUAAACAUUUAAUGAUUAGAAAACUAAAAUUAGGAAAGCAGUGAUUUAGACUGCAGCUGGGCCCCUUAUGAAGACCGGGACCGUGAGGAUCAUGAGCGAAGAAAAGACCAGAACAGUUGGACAAUGAUCAGACACCAUCAUCCACACUGUCCGCACAAAUACAGAAACAUCAGGUCUUUUAGUAAACUACGUCACAGACGAUAUCUGUGCAGUUUAUAACUGAGGUGAUCUCUGUUUUCAUCUCCUCUCUCUGCUGCUCAGAGCUGCACUGUGCUCUCUAAUCCUGACGGCGCUGAAUUCAGUCCACCAACUGUAGAGUGCAUGGUGAGCUGCAUGGAGAGGGGGAGUCCUCACCAUUUCACUCAUGACAGAUCAGACAAACAUCACAGUAGAUUCAAGUGUUUUCCUCAAACUCUCUAACAGUCUGUCCGGACAGGAGGCUGUCAGCCGUGAGUUUGGUUAGUAUCUGGUUCCUCUUCACAGAUGCUGCUGGUUUGCCUCGUUGCUUCUGGUUUUUCCAUCCAGAUGAGGAGGUUUUCUCUGCAGCAGGUCCGGUCUGGUCCUCUCUGUGUCUCUGAGGUGAAGUCCAGGGUGAUCAGAGCCGGACUCUGCGGUCUCCCUGCACUCAAGGGCGAUAAGCGUUACAAACACACGCUGACUUUGAUGAAUUUACCCGCAGAAAUUCAACGCCUUCGCAGAAAAUUAAUUAAUUGCAUCAUUUCUGCACAAUGUGAGGACAACUGAUAUCAGCAGCAGGUAGCUCAUUAAUAUCACGGCCAGAGCAGAGUGCUGCCUCAGCAAAAAUAUGAGCUGCUACAUCAUUAAUCUGAGGGACAAUGAGAGGGAUAGACGGGAUCCAGGGAUGGAUGGAUUUCUUUAAACAGCUGCUCUGCACAUCUGUCCUCCUCUGAUGUGGGUCACUCUGGUGGUCUUCAGUCUGCAUAUGGAUACCUUUGUUUUCACUGUCCUCUGUAAAUAUAUAUUCUAUCUUUAUAUAGAUAGAGAUUUUUUUAAUAUCUCAUUAGUUUACCCUGUAUAAUAAAAUGUACAGCUCCUGUAAGGAAGUUAUUGUUUGUGUAGAUUCUGGCGCCCCCUGAGGACAAAGCACUUCUUGUGUACAUACAUUAGAAAGUAAUGUUUUACUAUCAAUCUCAAUCUGAACUAUUGUAACACCAAAAUAAUUUUACAAAUCAGAAUUCUUUGUAACAGAAAAGGUAAAAGUCUGUUCUUACUGCUGGGGAGGCUUUUAUUUAAGGCAGGCUUUUAAAUGAAACAGGCUUUAAUAUGAAACAGGCUUUUAAAUGAAACAGGCUUUAAUAUGAAACAGGCUUUUAUAUGAACAGUAAUUUAUAUGAAACAGGCUUUUAUUUGAAACAGGCUUUAAUAUGAAACAGGAUUUUAAACGAGGCAGGCUUUUAUAUGAAACAGGCUUUUAUAUGAAACAGGCUUUUAAAUGAGGCAGGCUUUUAUUUAAGGCAGGCUUUUAAAUGAAACAGGCUUUAAUAUGAAACAGGCUUUUAAAUGAGGCAGGCUUUUAUUUAAGGCAGGCUUUUAUAUGAAACAGGAUUUUAUAUGAAACAGGCUUUUAUAUGAAACAGGCUUUUAAUUGAAACAGGCUUUUAUAUGAACAGUAAUUUAUAUGAAACAGGCUUUUAUAUCAAAAAAGGAUUUUAAAUAAGGCAGGCUUUUAUAUGAAACAGGAUUUUAUAUGAGGCAGGCUUUUAUACGUGGCAAGCUUUUUCUCAAAUUACAGGUGUCAAUUGUGAAGGUUUGCAACAGUUCCUGGAGUGUCCAAUAGAGGUGCCAUCAUCAGUCACAGUUGACUCAAGAUUAUUUGCAGAUUGAUCCUGCUUUUAUUAUCUCUUCUGAACACACUCUACAAGUAUAUUUUCCAGCUUUACAAACACUUUUAAAUGUGCAGGUGCUCUUCUCCUUUAAUACGUCUGUGUUAGGAGAUCUAAAUGUCAGUCACACCCUUCCUGCCUUGUCCUCUGUUUUUUUUGUUUGACACUCUCUGUAUUUCAGGAUAAGUGUGGGAUGAUUACACCUCAUCAUCCUGCAGAGAAACAACCUGCUUACAAACCCCCCCGUCUCUAAUUCCCUCUGUACGCUCGGCUACCUGAGAACCUCUUAGCAGGCCGGACAUUCAUCAAACUGACGUUACUUAUAUUCAACCCCCGUCUGCUGGCUCGCCGCCAUGUUUCAAAUUAAUUUAGAGGGAUGAAGGAAGCGGUGGACAGACUAAAAACCAGACUGCAGAGACUCAGAGGAGCCUCUGUAAACACCGUCUGACUGUUUCUGUUGUUUCUGUGUCUGCAGGACGAGAAGAAUCAGGUGCUGACCACCAACAUCUGGCUGCAGCUGGUGAGUGUCCCUCUGCAGACUCACGUCUCAUUUGUCAGUCAUAAGGAUGUACACGUCUUCUUUUUCAAGGUCAUUUACUACACCCCUGACUUCAGACUUAAAGGGAGAUUUCAGCGUUUUUGGAGAAAGUGGGAAACUUGCACACAAGCUAGGCUACGGCUUUCUGCAGACGGAGUGACUGACAUGAAAUUUAGAGAGACUCUGACAGGUUGAUUGUACGCUCUACUGAGAGGACUGUCAUCGUCAUCUUAGAGCAGCCGAGGUCAACAUAGCCAGACUUCAGAGCAAGUUCAGUUCAUUACUCCACAGGUGAAAGGCUAGUUCGUUAUGAUUACAGAUAUACUUCAGGUUUUCACUUUUAUCUGUGUACAGUGUCUUUGGGUGUUUUGGGGAGUGCCUAUAAAUGUCUUAAAUUAUCAUUACUAUAAUAAUAUGAUAAUAAUGAUGAUAAUAAUAAUAAUAAUAAUAAUAAUAAUAAUAAUAAUAAUAAUAAUAAUAAUAAUAAUUAUUAUUAUUAUUUAUUUUAUUUUUUAUCAAAACUAUUAUUAUAACUAUUUUAAUAAUUGUUAUCAGUGUUUUUAUUAUUAUUAUGAGUAAUAGUAGUAGUAGUAUUACUAUUACUAUUAUUAUUAUUACUGCUACUAUUGUAAUCAUUACUAUCAUUAUUAUAAUUAUUAUAAUUAUUGUAUCAAUACUAUUAUCAUAACUAUUUAAUAAUCAUAAUAAUCAUAAUAAUUAUAAUAAUUAUAAUAAUAAUAAUAAUAAUAAUAAUAAUAAUAAUAAUAAUAAUUAUUAUUAUUAUUAUUAUAAUAAUGAUAAUGAUAAUGAUAAUAAUAAUAAUAAUAAUAAUAAUAAUAAUAAUGAUAAUAAUAAUUAAUAAUAAUAAUAAAUAUUUUUUUAUUAUUAUUGUCAUUAUUAUUAUCACUAUUAUUAUUAUCAUAUCUUAAGAUGAUGACCCUACACCUGUGUUUUUACCCACACCUCAUUUUUAGACCCACAGGUGCUGACGUUGGUACUCGUCCACUCUCAGGUCCACAUGAGUCCUGGUUUAGUGGUAUCUGAGUCCACAGGAGCUGGUUUUAAACUUAUUUUCCACCUCUGAUGAUUUAGACUCCUCUCUCCGGGUUUGGGGACUUCAGCUCCAUUACAGUAAAUUAAACCUGUGUCACUUCCAGCUGUUACAGAUGAGUCUAUUUGUGCCGCUCAGACCGCCGGGGGACGGCGUGUUAACUGACUCUGCAGGAAAGAAGCCGAGUAAACAUUGAUAAUAAAUGGAGGCUCGCAGCCACAUCUCCCCUCCUUCCUUCUGUUCAGCUUCCAGAGAGACUCUGGAGGAAACGCUCCUCUCCAGCUCUGCUGCUUGACCCAGAUAAGUUUGAGUGUGGUGGAGAAAAAACUUGAUCCAUGCCAGCUCCACAAACUCUUCAUCUUCUGCCGGGCCUGACAGAGGAAUCACCCUCUGACGCCUCCUCCACCUGUCUCAGAUCCGCUCCUGCCUCUCCUUUGUUCACUUUGACUCCACCUCAGUCUAUAAAAAGCUGCUCCUCCUCACCUUUUGUGGAGCGGGGCAGACUCCGGUGUGAAUGUCAGAGCUAAUGGAGAGCGUAGGAAUUCAUUACGGAGCUUCCUAAACCCAUUUCAUGCAGCCGUCUGGAUUUAAUUAGGUUUCACAUCAGGUCCUGAGGAGGGGGUGUUUGUGAAGGGGUGACGCGCUAAUCCCGCCUAAUCUGCUCCUCUCUGAUGGAGGGGCUGGUUCCUCCCCGGAGACUCAGAGUUUGCUCUCUGCAGCACCCUCCCAGGACUGACCAGACUCUUAGCUUCAUUUCAUUUGGUUUUCACCUCCUCCUCCUCUCUCCUGCUGGAGUCUUUGUGUGUUUUCAUAAAGGGGAUGGAUGGAGGAACAUUGUCUGAGUGCGGUUAUUCAGCGUUUCACAGUUUUUGGAAAUUUUCCCAGCAGUUAAAAACUCUUUGACUCGCUCAGGGAUCAAAAACAGAAGAAGAACAAAAGAGAGGAACGAGUACGAGGACAGGAAGUGUCAAAACAAAACCGAGAGAGCGAGACGUUUAACUAAAGCUUCUCUUAUUUAUUCAACAGGGCGAACAAUCACAGUCACAUUUGUUAAAUGGAAUAAAGUUUAUAUUUUGAUCCAAGCAGCGUUAAACUCAUAAAUAAUGGCACAGUACGCCUCCCCGCUGAGGUCUUGUUCUCAAAGGCUCUUAACAUGGUCUGAAUCCCGGUCCAGCUGUCUCAUAUCUGAGUCCAGUCUUGAGUCUUUACACGUUUAAUCUUGUUGAGCAGAAAGAAUUAAAAUGUCCUCACAGAUCCAGAAAUAUCCCGUAACUCUGUCAGGGAGGAUAAUCCUGUUAAAGACCGCAGAAUCCGACUCAAACUGGAGGUUUUACAGAAACCAAACUCCUGCCAUGGGCCCGUGUGUGAACCGCUGCCGUGUCUCGCUCUUCCACUGCGUUUUCCUUUUCCUCUCGUUGCAUCAGUGCGUCACUUUCCUUUAUAGUCUGCAGGUUUUCUUUUCUGACUCGGAGCCUUUGAGCUCUUUAGACAGGAGAAUCAAGAGCGCAGACACCCUCACCGGCUUAUUAAAAAUACACACCAGUACUUUUCACUCAGAUCUGGAUUUUCUCUCUCUCUCUGCUUUGGGUCGAUGUGGUCAGUCUUUACAUUUACUGACUAAAGCAGAGUCAUGAGCGUCUACUUAUUUAUGAUCUGUGUGAGACUUGGUUCUCAAAUCAACACGAUUCAAAGUCGGCAGCAUGAAACAUGGUGUAAACGGUUGUCAUGGUAACAGCAAAGGUAAAAUACUUCAGUACGAACGGUGUUGUUGUGAGAACAAACAAAUCCAAGUCUGCGCUCUCCGUUUUACGAAAACAAAACCGGACGGUGUGCUGGGAGAGGAACGCUCCGGAAAUGCUCUCUUUGACUCGGUGUGUAUGUGGUGUCCAGUGUAUCUGCAGCCAGCCUCUAGUGGACACACGAGGAACUGCAGUUUGAGAACUAAGAGUCAUUUCUCAUGAGAGGAGGUUGCUGCUUGUGUAUAACCUUAAAGGGAUAUUCCGGGUUAGACCCCCCCUCCAGAGAUGAAUGUUGUCGACCGCUUCCUUCUCUAGUUAUACCAACUUUAGUAACGACCGCAGGAUAGAAAUACAGAGAGACACGCCCCCAACCAAAACGCCACUCUAUAGCCACAGAUAAUGCUCAGAACAGCACCUAACUUCAUCAACAGGACAUAUAGGGUCACAGACAUAGUACUAGUACAAAGAGACUAAACACAACUCACCUACUCUCUUCCAGCAGAUGCUUGUUCGGGCCAGUCCAUUACGGACAGCGGGGUGCCGCAGCUCGAGGAAGAACAUUUAUGAUAAGAACACAGUUACCGCAGUUAAACAUGGUGGUGGGAGCAUCAUGCUGUGGGGUCGUUUUGCAGCCUCAGGCACAGGGAUCCUUGUCAGGAUUAGAGUGCACAGUGCAGCUCUGCAGAGCACUCGGCGGACAUGAGCAGACUGCAAAGAGCUGCAGAGCUUCAUGGUUGUUCUGCACCUGGACGUCACUCUGCAGUGUGAUUUGUGAAAUGGAUCCUGCAGCAGCUGUGAUCCAGUCUAAAGUACUUCCUGUCAUCAGUGCUAAUAACCCUGCUAACUGUCCUCUGGGUCGUUUUACAGCAUGUAAACUCUGCCUCAAAGAUCCAUCCUCGGUGCUUAAUUGCACUUGAUUGAAACUUACUGAUUACAUAUUUUGUCAAAUUGAAGACUCUGAACAGAUUUCUAAAAUAUAUUUCCUAAAGUUUGAACCAGUGAAGUCAGGAGCUCAGAAACGGGAACUUCAGAGUGUCGUCGAGUGAUUUUAGGGGGGGAGGUGGUGGUGAGGCUGCAGCUUUCAUCAUCACACCCCUCUGAGGAAAACAGCUCAGUGACAGCGAGUAAACAAGACUGAGGGAGACGCGGGUGACCUUCACAGACUCAAACCGUCCACACACACACACACACACACACACACACACACACACACAGAGCAAAGAGCUCAGAGAGGCUGCAGCGUGAUGAGGACCGAGCGACCAGAGGAGCUGUGGAUGCAAAUGAGACGUCAGCGCCGUCCUGACGGGCUCGACUCCCUCUUUCUCACAGCUUCAGAGAAACAGGAACUCAGAGAGUAAACGGCGUCUGGUCCAGAGGAGCCGUCACCGCUACCAUCAUCAUCAUCAUCAUCAUCAUAAAUAAGUCAAAUAUGGAGGUCAAACAAAAUAAACAAGCUUUACUGGGACUAAAUCACACAGGUUAGCGUGCUACAAUAUCGGACAGUAGAAACCAACCAGAAAGUUCGGAAAAUUGUCUGAAUCCUCCUUUGGCCACGACUGCCGACACAAGCAAGAAAACAAAGUAAAUACCGGAGACUCUGGAGGAAUAACGGGCGCUUAAAACGGAGGUAGACCGGACAAGAGCUAAAAAGCCGGGUCAACAUAAACGAUGGGGGACGCUUGGGGAUCUUGGUGACCCUGUAACCUUUCUGCUGGACAGGUAAACCGCUUUAACAAAGUAAGACAAGUGUCUGUAACAGAAGUGUUUCUUGUCAAACGGACCUGCUGUAGCGUGUUGUAGCUCCAUCACUAAACUGUCCUCCCUCGGGUCCUGGACUAUGUCACUUUAUCCUCGUUGUAGAAGUCCUGCAAACAUUGUGUUUGCUGGUAGUCUGUUGGCAUCUACAGUAGCACCAAUGCUUUUGACUUUCACCUUGACUGGGCCCCAUUUGUAAUGAUCUGAAGUAUUGAUCUGCAUUAUAUCUGAAUUUAAUCGGAACGAUACGAGCGAGCAGGAGCGUCUGUUUGUGGGCGGGGCCAAACAAACCUGAUUUUACAGUUUCAUGAAGCAUUUUCCCAGUUUGGAAAUCCAGAUCUUUUAAAGUGAUGGAGAUGACACACAAUGGUAAACCGGAUCAUGUAAGAACCAGUACUGGUACCUGGUUCCUGACUCUCUGCUCCUGUGUUUGUGUCUCUGCAGUACUGGACAGAUUUCUACCUGCAGUGGAACACGACCGACUAUCCCGGUGUGACCAACGUUCGAUUCCCGGACAACCAGAUCUGGAGGCCGGACAUCCUUCUGUAUAACAGGUGACAGACUGAAGAGGUGCUGAUGUGAGAGGAAGAAGACUUCAGAGUCCGGGGUGACCCGGCGCUCCAGAAUAAUUCAAAGUCAGGCUCUGAUGCCGCUCAUUGACCUCCUCUCAUUAAAGCGGGCCGGGUCAAUAUUCCCUCUGACAGCCUCCCUCGCCUCCCACCACUAUCAAACUUUCUCUUGAACGCAGCCCGGUUAAUGAGCUGAGACGCUCAGCGCCCAGCAGAGAGCCUCCCUCAGUGCGCGGCAUGCGGCGUGCGGCGAGGGUGUGUUAACAGAGAGGUACUAAUCCUGACAGGAGAGCAGCGGGAACAUCAGCUGAACAAACUCGUUAACUGGAUCAGAAACCUGGUCAUCGCUCACAGCGUCUCACGGUCAGCUAAAACAUCGUCACGAAUCGAUCCAGUUAUUCUUGUUUUUUUCUGGGAGUGUCGCCAAGAGCGCUGGGGGGUGGGGGGGCGGGGGGUGAUUUGGAUGCAGCUCCACGCCAUCUUAAAAAAUUAAUUCUUAGGUCACUCUGAGCUGCAGCCCCGAGGGGAAGACGCAAAAAGUGCUGCAGGAACCCGACCCUGAGGUUUCCGCCAUGACUGCUUUAGGAAGAUUAGGGUUCGAGGAUUUAAGGUUCGAGGAUUUAAGGUUCAAGGAUUUAAGGUUCGAGUAGUGAAGGUUCGAGGGUCGUUAGUGUCCUCAUAAGUAUAACAAACGUGUGUCUGUGAGAUUCUCUGUUUUUUUACAGUUUUUCUCUCAAUCCGUCUCCUCAGUGCCGAUGAAAGGUUCGACGCCUCCUUCCACACCAACAUCCUGGUCAACUCCUCUGGAUACUGCCAGUACCUGCCACCAGGUAACACACCUUUAAGCUCCGCCCCUUCAGAGAGGCUGAGUCUCUAACGACCCUGAUGGACAUCCCCCUCAUUAGCUGAAGAUGUUCCUCCAGAUGUUUGUCUUUGACCUGUUUGGUUGUUCCUCUAAAAUCAUAAAACAGAACGAUUCUCCGGUCUAAACGUGACAUGUCCCUGUUUUCUGUUAAAUUUAUCCUUUAACUUUAAAUUAAACCAUAAAAAUCUGUUUUUAUUUUGAUCUUUUAACUGCGAUCGUUCCUCAGAACUCUUUCAAACUCAUGUAACUUCAGUACGAGUUGAUUUUAUCCCCGUUGGACCAUCAUUAACCGUCUGAUUGUCUGAGGUGUCGUGUCUGAUAAUUACUCCUCAUUCUCUAAAUGUCCAAGAAGACAAACACUAGAGAUUGUUUGUCCCUAAAAAUCAUUAUGACCCUCCAUAAAGCGCCAAACUCCCUCAGAGAGGAGGUCAUAAACGACGCCAUCAGACCCUGACAGAGAGGCUUCCUGCAGGCUGCUGGUUUAUGGGGGUCUGGGAGGUCAGUAUGAGGUCGGGGGUCAACGGGAGGAGGUCAGGAGGAGUUAUGGUCCCCUGUUUACGACCUGACAGAGACACCGAGCUGUCAUCUCAGUCAUUUAGAUCUGAUCUGCAGGGGUUCGAACAGCAGCGAUGAAGUCGUCAUAGAAACGACGUUUUUCAGCCUCUCAGGAGGAAACGGAGCGACAUGACUCUGCAGACCGGACAAACUGAUAUCUUAAACAUUAUGUGACAGGAAGAUGAGCGAAAGCAAUCAUCCAAUCAGGAAUCAAUAAGUCAUAAAAGUCCUAACAGCCCCAUUACCGCUGAUAGAUGAUAUUGAUCCGAGUGAGGAGGGGCUCCAGAGGGACAGAGAUGUUGGCGACAAGCAGAAGCUGUCCGAAAAUUUAACCAAUCGAAUCUUAUCCUGUUAAAAUCUGCAGAAACAAACGAAGAGAAACUGAAUGUUUGUCAUUAAAACCGAGAAAAGAGAAAAUUUAAAGACUUUGACCUCUGAAACUCCGAGUCUGAGGGUUUCAUAAAAAGUGAAAUCCUGAUCAGAUUUAAAGUUUAACACACAGAGAGUCUCUUCAAGGUUCAAACUUCUAUCUCCACAAAACCAGGAAGCUCUCAGUGACCCUCUAAAAGGAAAGUUUUAUUCAGAGCUUGUCAAUAUUAAGUGUAUCAGCUGAUCAGAUCAGCCUCAGUGUUCAGAAACAGGAAGUCAGUACGUUUACAUGCUCAUCUUAAUCAGACUAAGGUCAUCAUUUUCUCUGAAUCAGACUUCUCUCCUCGUCCUCGUUUACAUGCAGCUGAGAAAACUGAAUUAUUGACGUGAACGUGUCCUCCUCCCCAACACCAGGGGGCGAUAUGGGUCUUUUCAGCGGCGCUGUUUCCGACCCCAUACAACUGUCAACAACAACAGCAGGUCGGUGUCAGACGUCAGAAGUGUCUACAACUGCUGCUGGGCAUUUUGGAGAAACAAGAAGAUGGAGCAUCGUACAGCGUUGUUUUUGUCCGACAUGAUGGACGCGCUACUUUUUCUAAAGAGGAGACCAACGCUACUCCUCUACUCUGGGGGUUUGUUACGGGGUUACGGGGGCAUGGCGCACAUGAAUUGUCCGAUUGACUGAUAUUAGAAGCAGGUUGAAUUCCAAUCUCAUUAUCUGGGUGUCUUAAUCAGAGUUCUCAAACUCCGAUUAGAGUCGGACUAAGGUGUUUACAUGACCUUCAGUUGUCCGGUCUUAAUCGGAAUAAGGCGAUAAUUCGGUUUUCUCGAGUGUCAUGGAAACGGACUGAGUGAUUAUGUAAAUGAAAGAAGUAAAUAAGAGGAGGAGAAGAGAGGAAAGAGGAGUGUGUUUGUUUGUUUGUUUGUUUGUUUGUUUGUUUGUGUCUGAAAAGCAGAGGGACAGAAUGAAAGACAGUCUGAGGACAGUCUAAAACUGAGAGACGUGGUUCUGAAUCAGGUCUGGACGUUUUAAAGACGUUUUUUUUCUAAAAGCUCUUUAAGUCUGACUGAUCUGUUCGAUCUUUAGUCUUUGUUUUCAUAUCAGCUGUAAAAAAACUCUAAUCCUCCUGUUUUUAUGAUACAGUAUAAAAAUACUUUUCUCCCCAACAUGAAGUCAAAACUCUUUAAAGUGAAGAAGUGAUGUCUGCUCCCUCUCAGCAGAACUACAUUUAUAUCUCUAUAGGUGACACUUUAAUAUUUUAAUAUAUUUAAUAUUUGCUGCUUGUAUGAAUAUGAAUAAUAAGUUCUUGACCUCCUCUGUAAUCAGGUUUCCUCCUCUCCUCCUGAUUAAACUGUGACCCUCCUCCUCCUCCUCCUCCUCCUCCUCUUGUGUUUUUAUAAAGAAACCCUCCUCAGCGUUUUUCCUCUCGCUCUAUUUUUAUCUGAAACUCUCCUCCGCUGUUUCCUGUUUACUUUUCGCUGCAGCGGCGUCCUGGUUUCUCCUCCGGGAUCAUUAAACUUUCAUCUUUUCUGGGAGACGGCAGGUGUCGGCUGAUCUGGGAUCUGAUUGGAUUCCCCGGCUGAUUUCUGUCAUUAAAACAAAAAAAAAACCUGUAACUCUGUAACUGUUACAGAGAGAGGACUGACCUGUAGUAAAAAUAACUUCUGUUUUUAUUUUUAUUAAAGUUUCUCCUCCUCUGGUGGAUCUCAGCUCCUUCUGCUCCUCUCCUCACACUCAGACUGUCCUCACUCUUUCUUUCAGCUCAGCUUUGGAGAUUUGAUUCAUUUCAUGAAGUUAUUCUGUGUUUUUUUUUCUUCUCUCAGUCGUUAUUUUUGCAUGUUUUGAUCAGUUAUUGAUCUCCUGCUGAAACUCGACAGCUCUGACUUUAUUCUCUUUCUUCCACAGCUUCAUUUCCUUCUUUGAGCUCCUCUCUGUCUCCUCCUGCAUUUCUUGUGCUCGUUAACUUUCCUGAUUUCGGUUUUGUUUCAGGGAUAUUUAAGAGCACCUGUUACAUCGACGUGCGCUGGUUUCCCUUUGACGUGCAGCGCUGUGACCUGAAGUUCGGCUCGUGGACGUACGGCGGCUGGUCUCUGGAUCUGCAGAUGAUCGAGGCCGAUGUUACAGGAUACAUCGCCAACGGAGAGUGGGAUCUCGUCGGUAAGAAACAGAAACGUAGAGAUGAAAUAUUUGACAUGACGUCGGUCGGUUUGUGGAAACUUCUUUGAGGAAACCUUCCUGACGUGAUGUUCUGUGGUGGUCUUACUUCAGUGGUCUCUGCUGGAGAAGGUAACCAUGGUAACAACAUGAUCAGUAAAGCAGUUUCUGGUGGUUUUGGCGCCGCGGGCAGGUGCUAACUAAGUCGUGCUAGCAGCCGUCAGCUGUUCUGUGUUCUUGGGUGAGAUGUUUCUCAUCGUCCUCCUAAUGAUCCUCCAGAGAUCCUCUGUGGGGACCAGCCAGACCAGUUGGUUGGACAGUCGAGCUCAAGAACACCACAGUCAGGAAACAAGUAUCUGGUAGUUCUGGCGCUGUGGGCAGGUACUGGGUCCUGCAGGAAUGUAAAUCUGGAUCUCCAUAAACCCUCUCAGUAGAUAAGGCAUGAAGACAGUAGACCAGCAGCAGCAGAUGACAUGCUGGACCUUAAGUUCCUGGGAUUCUGGGCCUCUCUGAUCUUCUCUGGGAGGAGAUGCUAAGCGGACCUUCAUUCCAGCAGGACUUUGGACCCCUGAGCGAUAGUCCGGUCCUUUUUCUUCUCAGGUCACGUUCACACCAGCCUCGUUGAGUCCAGUUGAACCGAACCCUGGAGCGUUUACCUCCUUGGAACGGUUCGUUUUGGUUGGUGUUGAACUCUGGUGUGGACCAGUCGACCGCUCUCGGGUCCGCCUGGUAGGGGUGGUCUCGGACCGCUAUCAAGUGAACUCUAGAGCGGUUUACUUCUGGUGUGAACCCCCUCCACCCCAAUCACAGAAACAUGGAGGUCGACUCUCAUUACUGCCCGUCGUCUUUGUGAAAUGAUCGUCCGACUGCAGAGCACCGUCUUCGACUUGCUUGUAUUCACACAUUCUUUAAUCGCCGAGUCCUCCCAGCUGUUCAUCCGUUAAAGUCUGCCGAUACGCAGUCCAGAAUAAGAAAACGGACCUUCUGGCGUGAACACGACCUUAGUCCAGCUGAGACUCUUAUGACUCUGGUUCAGGAGGGUCUUGACAGCAGGAACGCUCGUCAUCCUUUUCCUGGACUCGUGGUUCUUGACACUCCAGUCAUAUUUCACAUCCUUUUUAAUAACUCACUCACGGCGUCGGUCCCGCUCUUGUCGACCAUCGUCUGUGUGAUUAAAAGGACAAAUCCACGCGUCGUUCGUUGAAGCUCCUCUCGUCCCCGCUCCUCUGAGAAAUCUCUCCUCUCUGUUUUGAAACCUGACUGCUGAGAUCCGCUCUCGUUCAGCCGCCGGAGCAUUAAGGCGUCAGUGCGCUCCAUCAAACAUGAUGUCAAAUGAUCAGAGCGCUCUCCAAAGACACUCUCCGCCGCUGAAAUUGUUGGUGGGAAAAUCAGCCAAUUUUGUAACCUUCUAAAACCGACGAUUGAACAGUCGGUGACAGUUUGUGGAGACUUUAGGAGCUCUGCAGAGACGAGAAAGUGUUUGAACUCUCAUCUCUGCGCUCUUCUACUCUCUGAACGGCGAUUUCUGCUGUUUUUCACGGAGACGUGCUGAUUGGCGUUAUUCACACCCCUCAAAUAACGGGGUUGGAUCUGGACCUUUAGCAGCUCAGAGGCCCGUCCGUCCGCUGAGGCGGGUUUCCUAUCAGCGCUCCCGUCCCGCAUCAAUCUGCUGCUAAUUAAAUCCUCCCUCUGCUGCAGAGCGAGCAGCUGAACCAGGGGGCUGAUGGGAGUGCUGCGGGCCGCGUUUCUACCGACCACUGCUGACGAACGCCGGAUCAGCCCACAGAGCGUGACCGAUAAGUGACCUUGGAGCCGUAAAGUUUCACUCUAGUGUCUUUUACUGGUGUGUGUUCAGGAACCUGCAGCCUCCACAUGUUUUAACGUCGUAAUGAAGUCAUGAAGCCGUCUGAUCACGGACUCACGCUGACUACAUGUUUGCUGAUCGUGCAUCGGUGUGUUUCUGCAGGAUUAGAGACGCUCCGGAUGUUUACAGCAGGUUCUCCGCUCUGGUUUGUCUUCGUCCUCGUCACAAAUCAGGUUCAAACUGAAGAAGACGAGAUAGAAACAGGAUCUAAGAGCGUCUUUCUGUCCAAAUCUGAGAGCAUACAAGUUUUUGAUCGUCAAUUUAGGUUUUUUUCGCACUUGUCAAGGAAGAAUCCGUGUGAACUUGUACCUUUUCAUGCAAUCCUGCGUUUCGAUCCUAAUGGUGUGAAAAUAAAACUCACUGUGGAUUAUUAUUGCAACAGACCUGUGGAGCCUAAUUUUUACUGAUAAGUCGCCCGUGAACGUGUCAUUCCGAUGUUUAGCCAGUUUCAGCCACGUCUCGGUUUGUAGGUUUAUUGUUUUUUAUAGUCGCAAAUAAAUCAAGACGAUCAACAUUUCCUCCUCUCAGUCAGUCCGUUUCCACGACGCUUGAGAAAAACAAAUUAUCGCCUUACUCACAGCAGCAGUUGGAGACACUUCUGACGUCUGACACCGACCUGCUGUUGUUGUUGUUGACGGUUGGAUGGGGUCGGAAACAGCGCCACUGAAAAGACCCAUAUCGCCCCCUAGUGUUGGGGAGGAGGACGCGUUCACGUCAAUGAUUUGAUUUUCUCAGCUGUAUGUAAACGAGGACAUGGAGAGAAGUCGGAUUCAGAGAAAAAGACGAGUUAUGAGUUUAUUCUGAUUAAACUGAGACUGAAGGAGCAGGGUCUCCUGAGUCAGCAGAGUUCAUUAGAAAAGGACUUCAGCUACUGAAUGUGAAGCAGCGGGGAUGAGAAUCAGCACCUCCAAAUCUGAGUCCAUGUCGGGAUGGGGAUGAGAUUCUGUCCCACGUGGAGAAGUUCAAGUAUCUCAGGGUUUUGUUCAGGAGUGAGGGAAGAAUGGAGCGGGAGAUCGAUAUAUUUACUUAUUUAUAUACAUAAAUAUUCACAGUCUUACCCCUAAUUUCCACAGCAUAUGGAACGGCUCUGAUCCGGAACGGCAAUGAUUUUCAACAUCCGCCAAUUCCUACUGAAUCCUUUGGUGAGGAGAAUUCUCUGGUGGAUUACAGACAGCUGUAAUCGCAAGAACUCACAAGAACCCACAGUUGUCUCUCUAAAGACAGACACAUAGACAUAUAAGCAGUAGAUCGUGUCCUUCCAGAGGAGGAAAUCUACUUCUAGACUUCUAGAAUCAGCAUCUCCUCAUCCAUGGUGUCAUCGGGGUGAAAUGACGUCUAAAAACCUUUCACUUGUUCGUCUCCGCCCGUUUGCAUGGUGUGAAAUACGAUCCUCCUGAAACACGGAGUGUUUUAUUUUGAAAAGAAGCCGGAUGUUUUAUUUUGUGUCUGUGCCCGACUUCCUUUCCAGCACGGGUUAAUCUGUGCUGAAUCCGCCAUGCUCCGGCGUCCAGAAAGAAGUCGGUGUAAAUUGAGACGUUAACUUGAAUGGAAACAAUCGGCGACAGUCGGCACAAACCACCUCCUCGUAGCCGUUCAGGAUCUGGUGUAAAUUUGGGUUUAGUCGUAUCCGUGUCGUGUAUACCUGGUUUUAGUGAAGUGGAAUGAAAUCUGAAAACCUCCUCUGGUAAAACACGUCAGUUUGUCCUCUCUCCAGAUCAUUUAUUCUCUUUAACUGAAACCUCUCUACAGCCUUUCGUUGAUAUUUGUGAAUCCAGAACUUCACUGUCUACUGGACCACAGAAAACAGAACCAGGAGCCUGUAGAGGACAGACCCAAACCUGAAGAGUCCGGAAUCUUCCUCGGUCUCAGAGGAGUCAAAUCUCAACCCAUGAAAGUGAGAAAGAAAAGAGAAGUUUGCAGAGAAAUAAAACGAGCCUCCUCCAGAGACUCCGUUCAGCCAAUGAGCCGUUCACAGGGAGCUUAAUUGAAAAUCUCAGCAGCAUGUUUCCCAUUCAGCCCGCCACGCUCCUCUCCAGCCCCUAUAGCGGAGAUUAAACCAAUGUAGUGAGCCGUGUAGUGAGGAGUGUGCUACUGUAAAGGCAGCCAGGCACAGCUGCACUCUCAGGCAGGAGACGCCACAUUCUCCACUAAUCCAUCAGGAGAAUAACCACGGCGAGGGAGAGCGUGGGUUAGGUAGAGGGUUAAUUCAGGAGGAUAAAUGAUUCAACACUAAGAUCUCUGAGCCGCGCUGAGCAAACACAUUAGACGGUCUGUUUUAUUCAUCAGUUUUCAGCUCUCUCUCUCAGAGGGGAAUGCUUUAAUAACUGCGUGACGACCGUUUAUCAGGUACUCGCAGGAUAAAACAGUUCAUUACUCUAUCCUAAAGACCUGGAUCAGGUCUACUGCGCCCCGCCAGAGUCUGCUGUAGGAGGACAGAAACAGCCUGAUGUCCUGAUCAGGUCUUGAGUUUUUAGUUUUUUCCUGGUAUUUUCCCUCAUUUUUCCGUCGCCUCUGAUCCUGUUUCUGGAGUUUUUAGUUUGUCUUUGACCCGUGUCCCUCCUGUUCUCAGUGUUUUAAUCUGUCCAUCAGUUUUCAGUGUUGUCUGUUUUAUUUUGUAGUAGUCAUUCCCUGUAAAUCUAGUCAAGAUGUACUUCCUGUUUUAUUUUGUAGUAGUUGAUCAAAAACAAACACACUCUACUCCACCUCCUCUCCUCCUGUUAUUUACUUCUUUCAUUUACAUAAUUACUUAGUCUGUUUCCAUGACACUUGAGAAACCGAAUUAUCGCCUUAUUCCGAUUAAGACCGGACAACUAAAGGUCAUGUAAACACCUUAGUCCGACUAUAAUCAGAGUUUGAGAACUCUGAUUAAGACACCCAGAUAAUGCGACUGGAAUCCGAUUUUCUCUCCAUGUAACCAGAAUAGUCGGAGUGUGAUCGGACAGUGCAUGUGGGUCAGAAAAAGACCCAUAUCACCCCCUAGUGUUGGGGAGGAGGACACUUUCAUGUCACAUAUUUGAUUUUCUCAGCUGCAUGUAAACGAGGACGAGGAGAGAAGUCUGAUUCAGAGAAAAAAAAGAAUAAUGAGCUUAUAGUCCGAUUAAACUGUGACUGUAAACAUACCGAGUGUGUUUCAUCUCUACCUGAUCUCCUCCUGGUUUUACUGGUGUCUCGUGGUUCUGGUGUCUCUUGGUUCUGGUGUCUCUUGGUUCUGGAUUCUUUUCGUUCUGGUGUCUCUUGGUUCUGGAUUCUUUCCGUUCUUGUGUCUCUUGGUUCUGGUGUCCCUUGGUUCUGGUGUCCCUUGGUUCUGGUGUCUCUUGGUUCUGGAUUCUUUUUGUUCUGGUGUCUCUUGGUUCUGGAUUCUUUCCGUUCUGGUGUCUCUUGGUUCUGGUGUCUCUUGGUUCUGGAUUCUUUCCGUUCUGGUGUCUCUUGGUUCUGGUGUCCCUUGGUUCUGGUGUCCCUUGGUUCUGGUGUCUCUUGGUUCUGGAUUCUUUUUGUUCUGGUGUCUCUUGGUUCUGGAUUCUUUCCGUUCUGGUGUCUCUUGGUUCUGGUGUCUCUUGGUUCUGGAUUCUUUCCGUUCUGGUGUCUCUUGGUUCUGGUGUCCCUUGGUUCUGGUGUCCCUUGGUUCUGGUGUCUCUUGGUUCUGGAUUCUUUUUGUUCUGGUGUCUCUUGGUUCUGGAUUCUUUCCGUUCUGGUGUCUCUUGGUUCUGGUGUCUCUUGGUUCUGGUGUCCCUUGGUUCUGGUGUCUCUUGGUUCUGGUGUCUCUUGGUUCUGGAUUCUUUUCGUUCUGGUGUCUCUUGGUUCUGGAUUCUUUCCGUUCUUGUGUCUCUUGGUUCUGGUGUCCCUUGGUUCUGGUGUCCCUUGGUUCUGGUGUCUCUUGGUUCUGGAUUCUUUUUGUUCUGGUGUCUUUUGGUUCUGGAUUCUUUCCGUUCUGGUGUCUCUUGGUUCUGGUGUCUCUUGGUUCUGGAUUCUUUCCGUUCUGGUGUCUCUUGGUUCUGGUGUCCCUUGGUUCUGGUGUCCCUUGGUUCUGGUGUCUCUUGGUUCUGGAUUCUUUUUGUUCUGGUGUCUCUUGGUUCUGGAUUCUUUCCGUUCUGGUGUCUCUUGGUUCUGGUGUCUCUUGGUUCUGGUGUCCCUUGGUUCUGGUGUCCCUUGGUUCUGGUGUCUCUUGGUUCUGGAUUCUUUUCGUUCUGGUGUCUCUUGGUUCUGGAUUCUUUCCGUUCUGGUGUCUCUUGGUUCUGGUGUCUCUUGGUUCUGGAUUCUUUCCGUUCUGGUGUCUCUUGGUUCUGGUGUCCCUUGGUUCUGGUGUCCCUUGGUUCUGGUGUCUCUUGGUUCUGGAUUCUUUUUGUUCUGGUGUCUCUUGGUUCUGGAUUCUUUCCGUUCUGGUGUCUCUUGGUUCUGGUGUCUCUUGGUUCUGGUGUCCCUUGGUUCUGGUGUCUCUUGGUUCUGGUGUCUCUUGGUUCUGGAUUCUUUUCGUUCUGGUGUCUCUUGGUUCUGGAUUCUUUCCGUUCUUGUGUCUCUUGGUUCUGGUGUCCCUUGGUUCUGGUGUCCCUUGGUUCUGGUGUCUCUUGGUUCUGGAUUCUUUUUGUUCUGGUGUCUUUUGGUUCUGGAUUCUUUCCGUUCUGGUGUCUCUUGGUUCUGGUGUCUCUUGGUUCUGGAUUCUUUCCGUUCUGGUGUCUCUUGGUUCUGGUGUCCCUUGGUUCUGGUGUCCCUUGGUUCUGGUGUCUCUUGGUUCUGGAUUCUUUUUGUUCUGGUGUCUCUUGGUUCUGGAUUCUUUCCGUUCUGGUGUCUCUUGGUUCUGGUGUCUCUUGGUUCUGGUGUCCCUUGGUUCUGGUGUCCCUUGGUUCUGGUGUCUCUUGGUUCUGGAUUCUUUUCGUUCUGGUGUCUCUUGGUUCUGGAUUCUUUCCGUUCUGGUGUCUCUUGGUUCUGGUGUCCCUUGGUUCUGGUGUCUCUUGGUUCUGGAUUCUUUCCGUUCUGGUGUCUCUUGGUUCUGGUGUCUCUUGGUUCUGGUGUCCCUUGGUUCUGGUGUCUCUUGGUUCUGGAUUCUUUCCGUUCUGGUGUCUCUUGGUUCUGGUGUCUCUUGGUUCUGGUGUCCCUUGGUUCUGGUGUCUCUUGGCUCUGGAUUCUUUCCGUUCUAGUGUCUCUUGGUUCUGGUGUCUCUUGGUUCUGGUGUCCCUUGGUUCUGGUGUCUCUUGGUUCUGGAUUCUUUCCUUUCUGGUGUCUCUUGGUUCUGGUGUCCCUUGGUUCUGGUGUCCCUUGGUUCUGGAUUCUUUCCGUUCUGGUGUCUCUUGGUUCUGGUGUCCCUUGGUUCUGUUGUCUCUUGACUCUGGAUUCUUUCCGUUCUGGUGUCUCUUGGUUCUGGUGUCUCUUGGUUCUGGUGUCCCUUGGUUCUGGUGUCUCUUGGUUCUGGAUUCUUUCCGUUCUGAUGUCUCUUGGUUCUGGUGUCUCUUGGUUCUGGUGUCCCUUGGUUCUGGUGUCCCUUGGUUCUGGUGUCUCUUGGUUCUGGAUUCUUUCCGUUCUGAUGUCUCUUGGUUCUGGUGUCCCUUGGUUCUGGUGUCUCUUGGUUCUGGUGUCCCUUGGUUCUGGUGUCCCUUGGUUCUGGUGUCUCUUGGUUCUGGAUUCUUUCCGUUCUGAUGUCUCUUGGUUCUGGUGUCCCUUGGUUCUGGAUUCUUUCCGUUCUGAUGUCUCUUGGUUCUGGUGUCUCUUGGUUCUGGUGUCCCUUGGUUCUGGUGUCUCUUGGUUCUGGAUUCUGUCCGUUCUGAUGCUCUUUACUUAUUUGGAUUUUUCAGUUGGACAUUUUGAAGUAAGUUAUUUUUGUCGUUUUAAUUUAAGUCCUUGUUUAAUGAACUUUUCACAUAAGUCAGAAUCUGCUGCUGCUUCAUGGUUUUCAUCUUGUGAGGAGAGUUUGGAAUGAGGACAUGUAACGACUUCAAGGGGGCGAGGUUCGAGAAUGUAACGAUUCAUCGCCAACCUCUUCUGUCACCGAGGUAACCACGGUCGCUACAUUAGGAGGAUAAAGUCCUCGUCUUUUUAGGGUGCUGCUUCUGUUUGUAAUAAUUAAAGGAAAGUUAGUUUUAAUAUCUGAAUGAUCUGCUUAUUGAUGUGACAUUGACAGAGGAGACUGUAAUUCGAGGAAUGGAUGGAGAGACGGCGGAGUGACAAGCGAGCUAAAUUAUCAGCUGAUGCAAGUGUUACCUCUGUCAGCAAGGUGCAUCAGUAAUUCUCAUAACCGGAUUAUUUCAAGACUAUUUUUAGCCUGGAAAGACUUGGACCGUGGUCUGAACAGGAAACUGGGAUAUGAGAGUGGCCGAGCCUGGGCUGUUGGUUCUGAGGUGUAGUGAUUUGAAAUGAGCCUCAUACGGUCGCGCCAAAAUAUAUGUAGCGAUUUGAAAUGAGCCUCACAAGGCCGCACCAAAAUAAUACUUGGCGAUUGGAAUUUAUAAUAAAUGUCUGAAGAUUAAUAAUCUCAAAUUGUGACAUUUAUGCACUCGUUGAAAGGGGCACCACCCACCCUUAAUGGUGGGAAAAUAAAGAAAACAAAAGUUUAAUUCAGAAAUCAAACAUCAAGUCAGUUUUAAUUAAUCAGUCUUAAUUAAUCAGUCUUAAUUAAUCAGUCUUAAUUAAUCAGUCUCAUAUCUUAAGUCGAAAUUCUAAUUUCAGGGACUCCACUUCUGGAAGAACACUAACAGACAGGAACUUAGAAAAAUAAUGAUCUGUUUAUUACAGGAUAAAUGAUGGUACAACACACAUGCAAUAAAUGAUGAUAAGAUAAUGAGGAUAAAAUAAUAAUAGGUGAAUAAAUAAAGAUUCUGAGUCAGGCUAGGAGCACUAAAGUUAAUGAUAGUGAGUGAAUAUGCGCUAACAUAUUAACCUACACUAACUUUAGUGUCGAGAUAAACUCGGAUGUGGAUUUGGAGGAAUCUAAGAUUACCAGAAUAAGAGGAUAUCUGAGUUGAACGCAGGAGACAGCAUCAGCCCUCUUUAGAGCUCUGGAGGUUUGCAUACUUAAGUGAGACUGGUCCUUGGAGAAGAUGGAGCAGGUUCCGAAGGUCCGGGCUACUGGCGGUUCGAGCGGUUCAGCUCAGAAGACGACUGAAGUCAGCCGAAGGAUGAGCCAGGAGUUGCAGCACUCAGGCCCGAAGCAAAAACCAGCGCCUGUGGAUCCUGUGGAUGCUCGUUUGGGUACUUCUUUAGUCUCACUCAAAAACUCUGGCACAGAGGAUGACCUGGGCCUGUUGGAUUGCGUUCGGAGGUGACUUUGAAAUCACGCAGAAAACUCAGAAAAACGAGGCUCGAAGAGCAGAGAAAACUUUCAAAAAUGGCUUCGCGAAAUUAAAGAAAAUCAAUCAAAGGCUUAAUCUUGAAUUGCUAUGUGCACAAAAAGUUGAAGUUUCAAAACUUGAACUAAGACGAUGUUAAAGAAAAAUCAACGUGAAUCAACACGUGGCGUAAAACUUAGAAGACUAAGAAAAAGUUCUAAGAGAAAACAAAGAAACGCACCACAGAAGGGUGUGGGCAGAAGAGAAGGGGCAUAAGAGCCGGGGACAAGAGAGUCAGCAGAAGAGCAGAAGCAUAAGAGGAAUAAGAGCUAAGAGAGAAUAAGAGUGAACAAGAGAGAGAAGCAUAAGAGAGAUAAGAGGAUAAGAGAGAGAUAAGAGACGUGAGCAACCCCACUCCACUGGUUUUAUCUUCUCACACUGGGAGUGUCUGAGGAGAAAAAGGAGGGGUCAUCGGGUCUCUGAUUAUUUGAUCUAACUUAUUCUUUUGGCUGGUAAAAGAGUCAGAUCUGAUACUCACUCACUAUGAUUAAUAUCAUUGAAUGCUUGGUUUCAUGAUAAAUAAUUUGAUACUAAACACAUAUGAAUGAAGUGUAGGAUCACAUCAAACAUUCUCAUUAUGUUUUAAGUAUCACAUUAAACAUGCUAAAUUACUCUGAAAUGAAACAGAUAGUAACACAUGGAAACUGUGAACAACAAAAGAGUAAAUACAUGUGAAUGAACGUCAUCAUGAUUAAUGAUGGAUUCUAAAUACUCACAUUCAGGUUAUUCAAUGACAUUAUAACCACCUAAUGGUUAAAAAUACUAAAUAAACGAUUAAAAUAUAGAACAAACAUUUCUAAACCAUUUCUGUUAAUUAGAGCUAAGUUAUGAGUCACAAUCAAUAAAUUUAACUCUUAAAAGUUCAUGAAACAGUCUGAAAAGCUGUUGGUCUAAAGAAACUAAAGAGCGAUAACUCGGCUUCUGGAGCACAUAGAAAAACGGGAAACAUCUCAUUUUAACACAAAUUUCAUGAUUAGACAGAUUAGUACAUUGCUGAAUGCAUAAGAUGUCAGGAUCAGUCAUUUGUAUUCUUUCACCAAAGGAAUGUAGUCUUUAUCAGUGUAUGGUCGAGCAGGGUUUUACGACCGAGGUCUGGAGGUCAGUGUCCCCCCUUAUCCUGGGGUCCGUAUGUUCACACACUUUAAGACUGCUAAAUCUCAAAUGGGAGAUCUAGGUUGAGGUUAAUGUUUAUUUAGAUGGUCAGCAAAUGGAGUCAGUUUGAAAGGUAAUAAAACUCUGUCUCUGUUCUCCGAAUCGACCAAUCGUGAAGAGUCAGAGGUUAAGUCAACCUCCGGUCUUGGGUCAGUUAGGUAACCUGAAAGUGCACACAAGUCUGGAAAGAUUUAUAUCCUGUUUCCUGGGACCAGAUAAGGAAACUUCCCUUUGAGGAAUGUGUGAGUUUUACACCCAGGGUUGUCUUGAUUGCUACAGUCCCCCCUUCGUCACGGCGGUCCUGUCCAUGGAGCAUCGGGACGACGAGUAGACAACCAUGAAGAAGCAGCAGCAGCAGCAGGUGUAUGCAAAUAGGACUGAUGCGUCUCAUUAUCACUAUGUGAAUCACUAGUAUCUGCUUUAAGAUAACAUCAAGCAUGCAUUAAGCUAUCAAAUAAAAUCGUCUAGGUGUUAGAAUUUUCUCAGUUAACUAUUGGUAGACUAAUGUGAAAGAAAAUCUCCUAAUUUUCAGUAUUAAUGAGAUUUAGAAAAGCACUCUUUAGUCUGAAUGCUAACUGGAUCUAAAGCUAUAGCUGUUUUUCAUGCUUGCUGGAGAAGUCUGAAAGUUCCAUUUCAGUUUCAAAAAUGGUUAAGACUUAGGUGGAAAAGAAAUGUCUGCUAUAGACAUAUUAACCAUCUGUGUAUGAGCAUAGUCAACCUGAAUCACAAACAUCAAAAGUUUACUGCACAGAGUUUCUCUUAAACUUUGUCUGUUAAACUUGGGGAUGAUGCUCUUAUCGGUUUGACUAAUUAUCUGCUGUUGAGUCUGAAAUUUGUCAAUCUGAGUCUUAAGGACAGAAAUUUCAGGUUUUAAUCUGUUCAUGGGAUCUUUGACAGCUGACAAGCUGACCAUAUUGACAGAGGAGAGACAAAUGCUAACAAAGAAAGCAGCAACUGGGAUUGCAGUCAUCAAUGUAUCACCACAGCAUUUGGAUAUCUUAUUGGAGUCAUUUAGCUUUGGCUAGGUGACUUCUGCUUUCGCAGGACUCACACCUUCAUGACUCCGCAGUGUUAAUCUCAGUGGUUAGCUGAGUUGUCAUGUUUAUUCACCUUCGAAGUGGAUGAAACCGAUUGAGGUGGAUAAUAAGAUCGUCGUUUCUGAGAGUGUGAUUUACUCUGAUUCUGCCAGUCAUUCACCCCCCUUUGGCGGUGUCGAUGGUUUUUCCUUUGUCUGGGAUAAAACCCACCGUGACGGGAGUCUGAAUAACAACAGUUGGUCUCAAAGUUUACCUGGCAUUGGUCUGGGUCAGACCUGGGCCUUGGUGUGUAACUUUGACCUUUGUGAGUUUGUUGAGGUCGAAAAGGUUUUGGAGGCCUGGUUAACCACUCAUUUGGAGGCUUAUCGGAGCUUGAAAAAAACACAGUCUGAAGCUUCGUUCAGCUCCAUGGGCAGUGAUUUUGUCUCCAUAGCCAAGAGAGUAACGGGCUCUGCUUUCUUAGCCAAAGUUUGUCGUUGUUUGGCAAAACCUUUUACAGCAAGUUCACGAAGCUGUCGGCUAGUCGAAGUGUUUGGACAAGCUAAGACGCCAAGGUGAUGACUGGUGGUAGGGUGGAGGUUCUGGACGAACAGCGUUUUGAAGUUCAAGUCCUCCUCCAUUUCUGGUUCAUUUCGGAAACCAAAGUAAGCUUCGCGUAAGCGGUUGUAAUACUGUUGAGGAGGUUCUGAUCUCCCUUGUUUAAUAGACAGAGCAGCAGAGAGGCCUGUCUGGGUCAAAUAGUCAGAAAACUCUUCAAUUAAUGCUUGGCAGAGCAAGUCAUAAUUAUUUCUGACAUGAUAAGGCUGUCGUUCAAGGAAACUGCUAACCUCUCGACUUGACGUUGCCUUAAUAAGGUAGAUUUUGUCCUCAAUGGUUGCACCUGGAAAUUUCCUCAGGUAAAAGUCAAUGUCUUUCAAGUAGGUGCAGGUGUCAAUAGCAGCUUGGUGCUCAGGUUCAAAGCGUGCUAUGUUGCGAGCAAUUUUGUCAAGAUCCCUGUCUGAGGGAGAUGGUAAGAAGCCAUCAUGGGGAGGAGAGUAGGACUCUUGGUUUAAGGAUGACCUCUCAGGGUCAAGCAGGGUCCUGUCAUGAUGCUGAGAGAGAUACUUAAGAGUUGGUUUGGAAGGAAGUGAUGGCGCUCUCUCAGGAGGCUGAUCACCUAUCAUUUCUUCAAGAAACGUUUGCUCCAUGCGUUCUCUUUGGGCUCGACCCGACUGGAGGGAGCAUUGUAACUCUCUUUGGGCAUCUUCAAGUUCUUUGUCUGUCUUUUCUUGCCGUUCUUGACAAAGAAUUAACUGUCUUUGAGCUAUCUGGAGCUGGUGCUGUAAGGUAGAAGUUUGCUUCUCCUUAACUUCAAGAGCUUCAGCACGCACUUUGACCAGUGCUUUCAAAGCUUUUACAUCUUCUGUUGCUUGCUCUAGUAGGGAUUCUGACUGUAUCAGAUCCUCUGUGGUCUUAGCAAGCUGCUUAUUCGUGUCAUCAAGUUCUUUCUCCUUUUUGUAAAGGUUUUCAUUAAGUCUUUCAAUCUUGUCUUUGAGAUCAAGAUUUUCUUCAUGACUUAUCAGUGAGGGAAGCUUUGACGCUUCACAUCUGGCACUGUGUUUUUCUAAAACACUUAAAGACUUCUUAGUCUCCUCUAGCGUCUUUUUCAGAGCGCUGUUUUCAUCUUUUUGCGCCUUUAUCUUUGCUAAAGCGCAUUCCAGCAAGUAGUCUUUAUACUCAAUCUGAGAAGACAUCAUGACAGACAUGCAUCUAGUGAGCUCUUUGUCACGAAGUGUCGUGGUUAAGGCUGUUUCCAGUAAGUCAGCCAUUUCAUCCUCCGGAUUGGAGGGUUUGGCCUUAUGAAUCUUAGUCAUGUACUGAGGUAUCAGCUGACUAGUUAAGUUUGCUAACACUGUGUGUAUGUCCCUCAGGGGGUCUCCCUGGCUGGACUCUUUUGUGUUAGGCAUGUUUGGUUUAGGUAAAGAGGUGCAGGUGGUUGGUUGAUGAGUUUGAGUUGGCUUCAAAUGAAAAGAAGAAGCAAAAUAUCAAAUUAAGUGAGUUAAUCGACUUAAUUUAUCAGUGCUUGAUAAAGAGGAAGAGCCUAUCUGAGUAGAUCUCUAAUGGAGAGAAAAAUAACAUAAAGUUAAAUUCAUUUCAAUGAAAAUUGAAAUAAAACAAGGUGAAAUAAUGUUAAAUUAAAUUUAACAUCAGAUACAGAACCAUUGAAUAAAGGGUUCAAAUUGUCUCCGUGUUGCAGAGAUCAGCAAAGCUUAAAUAAACUGCCUGAUGCAGUUGGAUGAAUCUGAAACCAAUGAAAUUGUCAAUUUAAGGAAUUAACUCUGAAGUUAAUUCACAAAUCGCAAUAAAGCCAAAGAUUCAACUACCCAAUUCAUCUGAAAUGGUAAAAUAGAUUUCAAAUAUUAAUUAAUUUGUUCAUUAAUUAAUUAAUCUUAUGAGGAGGGUUAAUACAUUCAUGUAUUAUAGGGAACAGUAAAACUGCUCAAUGGUGUGAUAAGUAACAACAGAUCAGGUGAUUGAUUCAAGGAGUUACUUUAUCAAUACAUUAUGUAGGCUCUUAUAACAAAGAUAAAAAUCAAAAAUCAAUGAUCAAUGAUUUAGAAUAAGCACAUCAAACUUCAUCAACCAAGUCAAUCACUUGAGUUAUGUCUGUAGAGUGUUACACACUGACUACAGAGAGGCAGUACAGCUGGCUGAUACUGCAGGCAGAUAAUAGCAGUGUUAGCUCAAUACCAAAAACAACCAUGUGGGGCAGUAUGGAGUUGGGGUAACUGCACAAGCUCAACACAAGUGGAGAAGAAGAAGAGAAGAGGAAACAGUCAUCCAACUAGCCUCUUGUGGCUGUGAGGAGUUGGGAAGUAUGAAGGAAGGGGCCUUUAGGCUCUGCCUCCUCGAAGGGCCUUAUCUGCUUAAGGCCAAAUGGUCAGUCUCUCCACUGACAACAAAGGGUUAACAUUUCACAGCAGGCUGUGUCUGCACCCUCAAACAUAGAACCUUACACCAUCUGCUCAGGCAGAUUGGUUCAAUAAAAUCAUUUACAGGAACAAGAAUCAAAGUGACAAAUCCCUCAACAGCAGAUUCAACUGCAAACUUAAAAUCACAAAUGCUGCGAUUUGUGAACACAAAUUUUGUCUUAAUUCAAUCGAACAACAACCUCCCACUGUUACAGUGGUUUCCUGUGACAGGUAGUUAAUCUGUCAGGGGAAAGGAGGAAAUCUGAAUCCCAUAUAGUUACUAGAACUUCGUAGCAGACUAUAGAGACAAGAAUCAAAGUGACAAAUCCCUCAACAGCAGAUUCAACUGCAGACUUUAAAAUCACAAAUGCGGCGAUUUGUGAACACAAAUUUUGUCUGAAUUCAAUCAAACAACAACCUCCCACUGUUACAGUGGUUUCCUGUGACAGGUAGCUAAUCUGUCAGGGGAAAGGAGGAAAUCUGAAUCCCAUAUAGUUACUAGAACCUCGCAGCAGACUACAGAGACUUCAGGGGCUUGAAACCACAGCUCGGAGCAUCGCGAACACUGGGUUCAGCCAAAGGCCUUAAAUACAAGCGUACGGCGACGCAACAAUCGUGCACUUAAAUAUUGGACAGUCUAGACAGAGCAGAGGAGUCAGUCUCACUGCUACUCAGAACAACAUUUCACGCUGUCCAGCUCAAACACAGACUACAGGCAUGUAGUACAAAAGUGUGUGAAACACAGAGCAUAAAGGUUUUAUGCAUAGAUCAGGAAAACAUCAGAACUUAGUCAAGCAACUUCAGCAAGCAUAGCAUUGAUUGUGAUUAAGUCUAAAAUAGCCUGGGAAUAAGUUUCUCGCAUCAAUUUGGAAGGCUAAGUUUUAGGUUGUCUGUUAGUAUCCAGAAGUUUUGUUUGAAACGCCUCACACAGGGGCACCAAAAUAUAUGUAGUGAUUUGAAAUGAGCCUCAUACGGUCGCACCAAAAUAUAUGUAGCGAUUUGAAAUGAGCCUCACAAGGCCGCACCAAAAUAAUACUUGGCGAUUGGAAUUUAUAAUAAAUGUCUGAAGAUUAAUAAUCUCAAAUUGUGACAUUUAUGCACUCGUUGAAAGGGGCACCACCCACCCUUAAUGGUGGGAAAAUAAAGAAAACAAAAGUUUAAUUCAGAAAUCAAACAUCAAGUCAGUUUUAAUUAAUCAGUCUUAAUUAAUCAGUCUUAAUUAAUCAGUCUUAAUUAAUCAGUCUCAUAUCUUAAGUCGAAAUUCUAAUUUCAGGGACUCCACUUCUGGAAGAACACUAACAGACAGGAACUUAGAAAAAUAAUGAUCUGUUUAUUACAGGAUAAAUGAUGGUACAACACACAUGCAAUAAAUGAUGAUAAGAUAAUGAGGAUAAAAUAAUAAUAGGUGAAUAAAUAAAGAUUCUGAGUCAGGCUAGGAGCACUAAAGUUAAUGAUAGUGAGUGAAUAUGCGCUAACAUAUUAACCUACACUAACUUUAGUGUCGAGAUAAACUCGGAUGUGGAUUUGGAGGAAUCUAAGAUUACCAGAAUAAGAGGAUAUCUGAGUUGAACGCAGGAGACAGCAUCAGCCCUCUUUAGAGCUCUGGAGGUUUGCAUACUUAAGUGAGACUGGUCCUUGGAGAAGAUGGAGCAGGUUCCGAAGGUCCGGGCUACUGGCGGUUCGAGCGGUUCAGCUCAGAAGACGACUGAAGUCAGCCGAAGGAUGAGCCAGGAGUUGCAGCACUCAGGCCCGAAGCAAAAACCAGCGCCUGUGGAUCCUGUGGAUGCUCGUUUGGGUACUUCUUUAGUCUCACUCAAAAACUCUGGCACAGAGGAUGACCUGGGCCUGUUGGAUUGCGUUCGGAGGUGACUUUGAAAUCACGCAGAAAACUCAGAAAAACGAGGCUCGAAGAGCAGAGAAAACUUUCAAAAAUGGCUUCGCGAAAUUAAAGAAAAUCAAUCAAAGGCUUAAUCUUGAAUUGCUAUGUGCACAAAAAGUUGAAGUUUCAAAACUUGAACUAAGACGAUGUUAAAGAAAAAUCAACGUGAAUCAACACGUGGCGUAAAACUUAGAAGACUAAGAAAAAGUUCUAAGAGAAAGCAAAGAAACGCACCACAGAAGGGUGUGGACAGAAGAGAAGGGGCAUAAGAGCCGGGGACAAGAGAGUCAGCAGAAGAGCAGAAGCAUAAGAGGAAUAAGAGCUAAGAGAGAAUAAGAGUGAACAAGAGAGAGAAGCAUAAGAGAGAUAAGAGGAUAAGAGAGAGAUAAGAGACGUGAGCAACCCCACUCCACUGGUUUUAUCUUCUCACACUGGGAGUGUCUGAGGAGAAAAAGGAGGGGUCAUCGGGUCUCUGAUUAUUUGAUCUAACUUAUUCUUUUGGCUGGUAAAAGAGUCAGAUCUGAUACUCACUCACUAUGAUUAAUAUCAUUGAAUGCUUGGUUUCAUGAUAAAUAAUUUGAUACUAAACACAUAUGAAUGAAGUGUAGGAUCACAUCAAACAUUCUCAUUAUGUUUUAAGUAUCACAUUGAACAUGCUAAAUUACUCUGAAAUGAAACAGAUAGUAACACAUGGAAACUGUGAACAACAAAAGAGUAAAUACAUGUGAAUGAACGUCAUCAUGAUUAAUGAUGGAUUCUAAAUACUCACAUUCAGGUUAUUCAAUGACAUUAUAACCACCUAAUGGUUAAAAAUACUAAAUAAACGAUUAAAAUAUAGAACAAACAUUUCUAAACCAUUUCUGUUAAUUAGAGCUAAGUUAUGAGUCACAAUCAAUAAAUUUAACUCUUAAAAGUUCAUGAAACAGUCUGAAAAGCUGUUGGUCUAAAGAAACUAAAGAGCGAUAACUCGGCUUCUGGAGCACAUAGAAAAACGGGAAACAUCUCAUUUUAACACAAAUUUCAUGAUUAGACAGAUUAGUACAUUGCUGAAUGCAUAAGAUGUCAGGAUCAGUCAUUUGUAUUCUUUCACCAAAGGAAUGUAGUCUUUAUCAGUGUAUGGUCGAGCAGGGUUUUACGACCGAGGUCUGGAGGUCAGUGUCCCCCCCUUAUCCUGGGGUCCGUAUGUUCACACACUUUAAGACUGCUAAAUCUCAAAUGGGAGAUCUAGGUUGAGGUUAAUGUUUAUUUAGAUGGUCAGCAAAUGGAGUCAGUUUGAAAGGUAAUAAAACUCUGUCUCUGUUCUCCGAAUCGACCAAUCGUGAAGAGUCAGAGGUUAAGUCAACCUCCGGUCUUGGGUCAGUUAGGUAACCUGAAAGUGCACACAAGUCUGGAAAGAUUUAUAUCCUGUUUCCUGGGACCAGAUAAGGAAACUUCCCUUUGAGGAAUGUGUGAGUUUUACACCCAGGGUUGUCUUGAUUGCUACAGAGGACUCUGAGCUCCUGUGAAAACUGUGUCUUAGAUUCAAAGACCUCGAUGCAAACGCGGCGUUUGGUGGAACUCUUUAUUAUUAAUGUUUUGAUUAUGAAACUAAAGCUGACAGCAUCAGAGACACUAACAUCUGUGCUGUAUUUUGUUUUCUUUGCAGAGGUUCCUGGACGCAGAAACGAGCGUUUCUACGACUGCUGUAAGGAGCCGUACCCUGAUGUGACCUUCACCGUGGUGAUGAGGAGGAGGACGCUCUACUACGGACUCAACCUCCUCAUCCCCUGUGUCCUCAUCUCCACCCUCGCUCUGCUGGUCUUCCUGCUGCCCGCUGACUCCGGAGAGAAGAUUUCACUGGGUAAGAAACUACAACCUCUUAACCCCGAUCUCCACCUUCAUCCUGAUCGUCUCCUAAAAGGUCGUAUCCUCCGUAGCUGAUCGUAACCAUUCAAGUUAACGUGUCAAUUUACACCGACUUCUCUCCGUUCCUCUGCGGAUCGCCGGACUCCUCAGCUGAUCACAAGAGUUCUAUUUUUUCUGGACGCCGGUGGUUUUUAGACGUCAUUUCACCCCGAUGACACCAUGGAUGAGGAGAUGCUGAUUCUAGAAGUCUAGAAGUAGAUUUCCUCCUCUGGAAGGACACGAUCUACUGCUUAUAUGUCUAUGUGUCUGUCUUUAGAGAGACGACUCGUUAUCGUACGAUUGAACGUGAAUCUGCAGGUUCUUGUGAGUUCUUGCGAUUCCUGAUCUCUGUAAUCUGCCACGGAAUUCGCCUCACAAAUGGAUCCGGUAGGAAUUGGCGUACAGCGAAAACUGCCGCCUUUCCGGAUCGGAGCCGUUCCGGAUGCGAUGGAAAUCCCGGGUGACACAACAAAUCCCUCCAAACUUUGUGGUGCGUAGGUUCUCUCGUUUAAGUUUGUCUUGUUUUUUACAGGAUCAGAACAAAUCGUUCAGUUAUACCUGAUGUUCAAUAAUCAGUUCAGCUGACCUGCUGCCAACGUGAUCUGUGACUUUAUUUCACUAAAGUUCGGCAGAAGAGUUCAGAUGAAUAAAUUCAAAGACCGUCCCUGGAUGUCAUUGACCUGAGCCUCAUUAUUGACCCAGGACUUCAGGACCCAGUAGAACUGUGGAGACAAAGGACCACAGGAACCGUUUCGUUCCUAGAAGAACACCAUCAGCUCCGGUCCUCUUGGCUUUUACCUUACCCCUUUUAAAAGCUGACAGGACUGGAGGUCCGGGACUUUCCAAGUACUGGCCCCCCAGCAGUGACUGGGAUCAUGUAGACCCUGGUUUUAAGGACGUUUGCUGGUUCCUCCUUAUGAUCUUAUAAGGUGCUGGUGCUCUGGUACCUCCAAAUCCUAGACUAUGAUUGGGGUUUUCGCUUCAUCAGAGGCGGGACUCAUGAAACCAACUGUUGGGGCUUUAAUGUUCUCGUAGUAUUUCAUCUUUUCUUGGUUUGUUCUGAACAAAAAUGUGUUUACACUUUUGGCAAACAAAAGGUGAGUAAAUGUCUUUAAUUCAUGAUUAUGUUUCUUAAAUACACAAAGUCCCAUUUCGGCCACCCUACCUGAGAAAGUCUGGACACGCCCCUGUCUGGUUCCUGCUCUGCAAAUGCCUUCAAAAGUUCCUGAAGUGGUUCCCAGCUCCUGGAGAAAGUCCCGGCUGUCUUCAUCUUUUUAUUUCAGUGUAAGAGACUCAAACUGAAAUCUGUCGGUCUUCUUCAGAGAGAGAACUUCACUCUGACACCACGAAGACAGACGCUCAGAUUUCAGAGAUAUUAGAGAGAAUCUGAAAUCAUCGGUUUGCAGUUUUUCUGCUUUGAUCGUCAGAUUUCCCCCGAAGGAUUACGAAGCAGAUCAGUGAAGAGCUUGUUUGUGUCUUUGUCGGUCAAAAAGCUCAAAAAUAGGCCUCAGGUUUCGAUUUCACAGGUGCCAGUCAGAUCUCCUCCUCUCCAACUUCUGCUCGAACUGGCAGCUCAGCACAGAUUCAUCCGAUCAUGCUCAGUCUGGGGAAUUCAUCCUCUCAUUUCUGGGUAAACAUCCUUUUAUCUCAUUGAAACUUCGUCCAAUUUCCCUCGAACCUGAGCUCAGCAGCUGUUCAGUCGGAGCUGCCAGAGAACAUCGGGGGACCGUGAUGGACCGAGAGCUGCUGGAUUUAACCGAGGGAACGUUUGAGAAUCUGAAAAUAAACAGAUAGGUCUGCUUAAAGUGGUUUAGUGUGGUUCUGCGAUCAUUUUGGGUUCCUUUUUCACCGGGGAUGACGCAGUUCAAUGUGUUCGGUUCGGUACGAUAUCAUCUGGACGUAUUAUUAUUUCCCUCCUUUAUGACUCUUUUCACAGAUGAUAUUUAUCCUGUUCUUUAAUCUAAAUGUGAGAUGUUCUAUCGUUUCAUCUGGUCAUUUAAAAUCAUUAAUAUCACUGUAAAAAAUAAUACUUAUUGAAUCAUAUCACAUCUGACUGUGUAGAUUUGUACUGUAUCAUAUCCUAUGAUAACCAUAUCUAACUUCAUCAUGUCCUUCAUAUGUCAUAUUGUACCUUAUCACACUGUUUCUCAUCACAUAUCAGAUCAUAUUUAAUCUUAAUGUUUCAUAUCUUAUUGUUUUACACGGUUAGUAUGAUAUCAUAUUGUAUUAAAUUAUAACAUAAGGUAAUCACAUCUCAUUGUAUGUAUUGUAUCGUAUCCUAUAGUAUGGUUUGGUAUCAUAUCAUGUUUUAUUGAAAUGUAUCAUAUCUUAUUAAACCGUAUUGUAUGUUAUUGUUAAAUAUUGUAUCACAUUGUACCAAACUGUAUCCUGUCGUAUCUUUUUUUUUCUUAUUAAAUCGUAUUAAAUAUUAUUUUUAAUUUCUUUGAGGGAACCUUCCUAAAAGAUCCACAAAGUCGAUCUAAUCUAAUCUAAUCUAAUCCUGUCCUAUUAAAUUAAAUCAGAUCCUAUGCUUUGGUAUCAUAUCAUGUUGAAUUGAAUCAUAUAGUAUUGAAUGGUAAACCUAUCAUAUUAAAUUAUAACGUAUCAUAUCGUAGUCCAUCAUACCGUAUUGUACCAAACCUUAUCAUUUUAUCAGCUUAUCAUAUCGUAUUAAACCAGAUCUUAAAUUUCCCUUUAAAGGAACCUUCCCAAAAAGAUCAAAAAAGUCACUCUAGUCUAAUCUAAUCUAAUCUCAUCUAAUCUAAUCUAAUCCCAUGUGUCCUAUUGAAUUUAAAUCGUAUCCUGUCAUAUUCCAUGUUAUGCUUUGGUAUCAUUUCGUAUUGAAUCAUUCCUUAUAUUAAAUGGUAAACCUAUCAUAUUAUAUUGAAUUAUAAAGUAUCGUAUCAUAUCAUAGUCUAUCAUAGUCUAUCAUAUCCUGCUGAAGUGUAUCCUAUCCUACACAUAUCAUGUCAUAUUUGACUGUCCCACCAUAUCAUUACCUUCCAUAUUAUAAGAUAUUCUACCAUGACAUGUCGUAUCAUCACGUAUUUUCGUGACUUGAAUCUUGUUCCAUCAUGUUCUGUGGUUGUGUGUCAUUUUGUUUCGAUCUUAAAUCACAUUAUAUUGUGUGUGUUUCCAAACUGAUUGUGUGUCCUCUUUUUCUUAUCUGAUCAUAUUGUGUUAAAUCUCAUCUCAUACCGUCUCAUUGUUCAGUAUCAUAUUUCUCAUUUCCUCAUUUUGUGUUAUAUUCCAUCAGAUCAUGUCACAGCCCAUCCUAUAGUGUUGUAUUCUGUCUCUCUGUUCCUCUUUGGUGGCAGAGACCACCAGGUUGGGGGGGAUCCUGGGUUCUGUUCUGAAGGUCUGGACUCUCCUCUGUCUCUGCAGGUAUCACCGUGCUCCUCUCUCUGACCGUCUUCAUGCUCCUCGUGGCGGAGAUCAUGCCGGCCACCUCUGACUCCGUCCCUCUCAUAGGUAAGACCUUCACUCGGACCCUCGUCGCUCUGAUAAACCCCUCCUCCUCCUUCCCCUCUUUAACCUUUGACCUCUGUGUUUCAGCUCAGUACUUUGCCACCACCAUGGUGAUCGUGGGUCUGUCCGUCAUCGCCACAGUUCUGGUUCUGCAGUAUCAUCACCACGACCCGGAUGGAGGACACAUGCCUCAGUGGGUCAGUCCUUCCCCUCUUCUCUUCCUCUUUGGGACUCUGCGGUCCAAACGUGUAAUUUUGCGUCGUAUAAAUGCGUCAAAAUUUGCCUCAGAAUAUUUUGUAAUUUUGCGUCGUAUAUUUGCGUCGUUCCCGGUGUGUAAGGACCUUUAAUCGAAGGGCUGACUGGGCGGGACCUGGAGCUCCCUGAUCUGGUUUUUAGUCACACACUCCUGCUCUCCUGUGGGGGGGAGGCAGAUUUUAUCAUAGUUGAGUUUGAAGGGCAGAGCGCUUACCUCAGCCGUUUGAGUGUGUGUGUGUGUGUGUGUGUGUGUGUGUGUAGGUGUGUGUGUGUGUAGGUGUGUGUGUGUGUACUGAAGGUGUGAGUCAGGGUACGGGUGUGGAGCUGACUGCCCCUCUGAAUCUGAUGAAGACGAGGGAGGACUGUUGAGCUGUGAAGGUGAAGCUGAGAGGACGGAUCGGUCUCAUUUAGACUCUCUGCAGCAGGAGAGAGAGAGAGAGAGAGAGAGAGAGAGAGAGAGAGAGGGGGGGGGGGAGGGAGAGAGAGAGGGAGAGAGAGAGAGUGCAGGCUGCAGACGUCUGAGAGAGAGAGCGAUGUGAACAGACGUGUGAACACCAGAGGCACUCUCUCUCCUGAGAGAGGAUCUAGGAGAGAGGAGGGAAACCUGAUGACGCACAGACACGCCCCUAAUCAAAUCUGACUCACUGAUUGGAUGCUGCAGCAGCUCCGGUUUGACUGUCGUUCAUGAGUUUGAUAAAUUAUCAACAAUUUAAAGGAAAAGACACUUUGACCUUUGAGAGCCAAGCAUCUACUUUAUUUAAGGUCUAUUUACACACUGAUGCUCCUGCUGCAGCGGAAACACACGCACACAUUCACACACACACACACACACACACACGCACGUUUCUCUCUAAUGUAAACAUGUAUAUCUGGUUCUGCAUAAACAGUUUCUGAAUAAAUGAAUUUUUAUUGACUUUAUGUAAAUAUUUCUGUAAGUCGACUUAUAGAUGUAGUCUCUUCUUCUUUUUAAUGCUGCCACCUGAUCCUUCUUUCUUCCCUCUUUCUUCCUCCUUUCCUCUUUUUUUCUGCUAUCUUCCCUUUUUCUUCCUUUUUUCCUCCGUCUUUCUUCCUUCUUUAUUUUUCUCUUCCUUUUCUUCCGUCUUACUUUCUCUUUUUUCUUUCUUUUUUUCCUUUCAUUUUCCUUCCUUCUUUCUUUCUUUUUUUUUUCCUUCAUUCUAUUUUCUUCCUUCUUUCUUCCCUCAUUUUUCUUCCUUCUCAUUUCCUUUUUUCUUUCUUCUUUUUUCCUUUUUUCUUCCCUCUUUCUCUUCUUUCUUCUUUCUUCUUCUUUCUUCCUUCUUCCUCCCCUCUUUCCUCCUUGUCUUAAAUUCUUGUCCUGUUUCUGUUCUCUUCCUUCUUUCUUUUUUCUUCUUCUUUCUCUCCAUCUGUUUUUUUCACAUUAUUCUUCUUUUUCUUCUCCUUCUUUUCUUCACUUAUUUUGUUUCAUUAUUUUCCUCCUUCAUUCUCGUCUCCUCGUUUCCUCUCCUCCUCUCCUUCCUUCCUUUCCUCCUUCAGACUCGUGUGAUUCUGUUAAACUGGUGCGCCUGGUUCCUGAGGAUGCGGCGCCCCGGGGAGGCGAAGGUCCGCCUGGCGUGUCACAACGCCUCCAAGCGUCAGCGCGGCAGCUUGUCCAGCCUGGAGCUGAGCGUCAGCCAGGCGUCGCUGCGACAUCACACGCCCGUCACCAACGGCAACCUGCUGUACGUGGGCUUCAGAGGGAUGGAGGGGCUGCACUACGCCUCCUCUGCCGACCCUGAGCUCCUCUGCUCACGCCUCAUAGGAGGCGGCGUGGGCGGGGAUGAGGACAUGCUACGCGGAGGGGGCGGAGCUUCAGCGAGAGGAGGGGGAGGGCUGAUCGGAGGCUCGGCCCUUGAGGCGGAGCUAAACAUGAUCCUGGAGGAGGUGAGGUACAUCGCCCGGCGUUUCCGAGGUCAGGACGAGGAUGAGACGGUUUGCAAUGAGUGGAAGUUCGCCGCGGCGGUGAUCGACCGGCUGUGUCUGGUGGCGUUUUCGCUCUUCACCAUCCUCUGCACCAUCGGCAUCCUCAUGUCCGCGCCGAACUUUGUGGAGGCCAUUUCUAAAGACUUCUUCAGCUGAGGAGGAGCAGACGGACGAAUUCUGAUGUCUCUCUCUCUCUUUUUUAUAAAACAAACCGGAUGUACAGACCAAAACCAGCAAACCAUGACAUCAUCACCAGACGCUCUCCGACCAUCUCUGACCUUCAAACCUGGUGACCCUGUAAACGUCUCCGAGUGACUCCUGAAGAUAAAGUCACAUUUUCAUCUUUAGAUUAUCAAAAACAGACCUCCCUCUGAGUGGAACCGAUGGAUGUAAAGAUGGAUGGAUGUAAAGAUGGAUGUAAAGAUGGAUGGAUGCUCUCUUUGGAUGGAGGACCCACUGAACCCCCUCCAGGCUCUUUUUGACUCCUGCUGUGACGCUUUUUGUUUGGUGCUCAAAGAUGAGAUUCCUGAAGUUCACAUGAGACUGAGUUUGAGGUCUUGGAUGAUGUAAAGUGAGCAGGUGGUUCUGCAGAACAGAAUCUAGACAGGGUGAGCAGGGACCGUGAAGAGGUCUGAUCUCCACACGCUAACUCAUGUUCAUGUCUGCUCCUUUGAGGACAUUUCAGCCAAUAAAGAAGGAGAACCAGCUAAUCCGGAGGAGCAGGAGGUCUGUGGACUCAGAGCCGAGAGGAUCCCGGUGAACUGAGGAAACACUUAGAUUUUAAUUUCCUCCUUGGCAGCUUGGAGUCGCUGAGACCUUCACCAGAGUGACCGAAGACCACCCUGAAAGUGACGGACACAGACGCACAGUUUAAUCCGACUAAACUCAUAAUUCGUCUUUUUCUCUGAAUCCGACUUCUCUCCUCGUCCUCGUUUACAUGCAGCUGAGAAAACUGAAUUAUUGACGUGAACGUGUCCUCCUCCCCAACACUAGGGGGCGAUAUGGGUCUGUUACAACCGUCAACAACAACAGCAGGUCGGUGUCAGACGUCAGAAGUGUCUACAACUGCUGCUGGGCAUUUUGGAGAAACAAGAAGAUGAAGCAUCGUACAGCGUUGUUUUUGUCCGACAUGAUGGACGCGCUACUUUUUCUAAAGAUGAGACCAACGCUACUCCUCUACUCUGGGGGUUUUGUUCCGGGGUUACAGGGGCGUGGCAUCAUUCUCCGACUACGCUGGUUACAUGGUAGAGAAAAUCGGAUUCCAAUCUCAUUAUCUGGGUGUCUGAAUCUGAGUUCUCAAACUCCGAUUAUAGUCAGACUAAGGUGUUUACAUGACCUUCAGUUGUCCGGUCUUAAUCGGAAUAAGGCGAUAAUUCGGUUUUCUUUAGUGUCAUGGAAACGGACUGAGUAGAUGGAGGAGGAACCAACAGAAACAUUCACAGAAAACAAGUCAACGUUAAAACCGCCUCCCCUCCUGCUGCAACAAAGAGGAUCCAAGUCCAGUAAACUCAAACAGAAGGAGUCCACAAGGGGGGCGUAAUCCUGCUCCAUCUUACCGGGUAUCAGCAGGAUCUGGAUGUUUGUAGUUUUCUAAAACGUCACAGUUUCCUGAGCGAGACAGCUCCACUUGUCGGGUUUCUAAUUAGCGUAGCUGCCUGCUCACUGUCCGUUAACCUGCUACUUCCUGUUAGCAUUGUUGUGUGUGUUUACGUGGUCCCGGGAGUCUGGGUUUGUCUGAGUUUACCAGGUCCUGUUUUCAUGUUUUUGCAUGUCCUGAUUUCAGAGAUGAAAUGAAGUUUUUCCGCUCUGAGAAACCGAAGUUUAAGGACUCUGACAGAGAGCGGCGUACUGCUGCAUGUGUUCAUCACAUCCAGGUUUCUGACAGGCGCUGUUUCCUGUGCAGGUACGACCUCAGCUGAGUGACAUUACAGUAAAACAAACACAGCGAUGAGAGGGUCUGGGACAUGAGAGGGUCUGAGACAUGAGAGAGUCUGAGACAUGAGAGGGUCUGGGACAUGAGAGGGUCUGGGACAUGAGAGGGUCUGAGACAUGAGAGGGUCUGGGACAUGAGAGGGUCUGAGACAUGAGAGGGUCUGGGACAUGAGAGGGUCUGAGACAUGAGAGGGUCUGGGACAUGAGAGGGUCUGGGACAUGAGAGGGUCUGAGACAUGAGAGAGUCUGGGACAUGAGAGGGUCUGGGACAUGAGAGGGUCUGAGACAUGAGAGAGUCUGAGACAUGAGAGGGUCUGAGACAUGAGAGGGUCUGGGACAUGAGAGAGUCUGAGACAUGAGAGAGUCUGGGACAUGAGAGGGUCUGAGACACUGAGAGGGUCUGGGACAUGAGAGGGUCUGAGACAUGAGAGGGUCUGAGACAUGAGAGGGUCUGGGACAUGAGAGGGUCUGAGACAUGAGAGGGUCUGGGACAUGAGAGGGUCUGAGACAUGAGAGGGUCUGAGACAUGAGAGGGUCUGGGACAUGAAAGGGUCUGAGACAUGAGAGAGUCUGAGACAUGAGAGGGUCUGGGACAUGAGAGGGUCUGAGACAUGAGAGGGUCUGGGACAUGAGAGGGUCUGGGACAUGAGAGGGUCUGGGACAUGAGAGAGUCUGAGACAUGAGAGUGUCUGGGACAUGAGAGGGUCUGAGACAUGAGAGGGUCUGGGACAUGAGAGGGUCUGAGACAUGAGAGGGUCUGGGACACUGAGACUAUGAGGACUGAGAUUUGCCCUGUUUUCAUGGUGCAGUUAUCAAACUGUGCGAGCGUCACCUCCCACAGCCUCGGUGAAGAACAAACGGUGUAAAUAUGAACUCCUGUCAAAACAAAGAUGAAACAAACCGUUUUUCUAAUUAUUCACGCUGACAGCGAGAGCCGGGAGCAGAUUAUGAUUUCAGGGAUGAAACCUGGAUGAUUCUGAUCAUUCGCUCAUGAUGUGUUUGUUCAGGUGGAGCUGUCUGUCAGGCUGUUUACACGCUCAAACAAAACCUGAUUACUGUUCAAUCUGUCUGUAAAUAAACGUAUUUUCCUACUCAG